UGGGACAGGAAGUGCAGAGCACGUUGCAGAGGAGGCAGGAGCAGCAUGGCGGCCACCGGUAAAAGGUAGGGGCAGAUAGUGCAGGGGGGAGUAAGGGGAUGAGAGGAAUGGGUGUGGGUUACAGAUUAUAUAAGGGGAAUCCCAUGAUGCUUAGCCAGCAUUAUGAAUCCAAAGAGCAUUAUGGGGGAUGUAGUCCACAACAUCUGGAGUGCCAAAGGUUGCCUACCCCUGCUGUAGUGAAUUGAAAACUCAAUCUCAAAAUUCAGGCUGUGACUAGCUAAGUCUGACACCAUUUCCCAAAAAUCAGACAUUUUUCCCCUAGAUCCAGGGAUAGGCAGCCUUCUGCACUUACAGCCAUAAUGUUGGCAAAGCAUCAUGGGAGGUGUAGUCUGCAACAUCUGGAGUGCUGAAUGUUGCCUACCCCGGACAGAGAUUUUUGUUUUUCGGAAAUUUUGAGUUCACUAGAACUGGAGUUCUGAAUGGAAGUGAAAUGAAAAACUGAAUUACAAAAUUUGGGCUAAAAAGGCAGAUAAGGAAAAAUUCAACAAUUCAGAGAGAGUCGCCGCUUGGAUAUUUUUACAUUAAUUUUGCCAGUUCACUUUCAGUUCAGUGCAAUAUGUUGUUUAAUGGUCAUUAGUGAAUAAACCCUUACGGGGUUAUUAAUUAAAGGAUCACUAUAGAGUCAGGAAAACAAAGCGGGUUUCCUGUCACUAUAGUGCCCUGAGGUGUCCCCCUCCUGUGACGCUGAAGGGGUUAAAACCCCUUCAGCCACUUACCUUAAUCCAGCGCCGGGCUCCCUCGGCGCUGGUGACCUCUCUUCCACGUCUGACGUCACUGGAACAGUAUGCGCAUUCAAAGUGUCCAUAGGAAAGCAUUUCUCAAUGCUUUUCUGUGGACACUCUGCGCGAUGGAGGUGAAAUUCGCCUCCAGCGUCACAGAUCCGCCUCUAGUAGCUGUCCGGAAGACAGUCACUAGAAGCUGGAUUAACCCCAAAUGUAAACAUAGCAGUUUCUCCGAAACUGUUUACAUCUGAAGGGUUAAAACUGAGGGACCUGGCACCCAGACCACUUCAUUAAGCUGAAGUGGUCUGGGUGACUAUAGUGUCCCUUUUAAUUUCAGAUUUCUGCAGAUUAAGAGUAUCUUAUUUUAAUUUGUUUUAACUCUUGUCAUUCAGAUUUAAAGGAACACUUAGAAACAUUAAUAAUACAAUGCUCUAUUGCUAUUGUGUUCUCUUUAGUUAGAUUCAGGGCUCCCCCUAAAUCUAAAUAAAAAUGGGAAUAAAGGGUAGUGCUUAAUCUUUUCCUGGACCUAGAUCGAUCCCCUGAAGCUGUUUGAUCUGACAUCUGCGGAGUCAUGUCUGUGCUUUAAAACAUCCAAUUCAAUGUUCUUCGUAGAGAAAUUUUGGGCUGAGAAACGCAUGCGCAGACAACACUAAUACUCCAAUUAAAUGCGGGUUAGCUGUGUGAAGAUAGCCACUAACCCUGCCAUAAACAGCAUUUAACCCUGCAAUGCAAGCAUUACUGUUUCUAAUAAAUGGCAAUGCUUUACAAUGCAGGGUUACAUUUAAAGGAUCACUGCACCCAGACCACGCCAUUGAGAUGAAGUGGCCUGGGUGCCUAUAAUGAUCCUUUAAUUUGCUAAAAUGUUGCAUUUAAUGAAUAGUUUAGUGUCCGUUGUUGGGAAUUCAAAUUUGAAUUAAAGAAAUCUGUUCAAAAUAGCCUAACUGCAUAACUCUUACAUUUUUUUUUUCACUAAAAUGGGAAUUGUUGGGAACUCAUGGUGAAUUUAAUAUUUUAGGCCAAAAUGUCUCAACUAAACCUUUCAAUUCUAUCCUGCAAAUUUUAACCUUUCUAUAAUGGUCUAUGUACAUAUGUGCAUAUAUAUCAACAUUCAAUAGUGUAAAGACAUCACAGUAAAAUCAAUGCUCGUAAAGAAAAUUGGCAAAGUGUGUCUGAGGUUUUGCACGUUUUUUUUUUCCUUCAUAAAAUAAGAGUAGAACAAACUGUGAGCCUGACCUAUAGUAGAGUGUGGGUUACAGCUUUAUGCCUUUAUGUAACUACAGGUAUAUGGAUAGAAGUGUGUAAUUUUUUACAUACAGUUGUUUGUGAAAAACAAAGAUUCUUUACAUAAAAUAUCUGAAAACCUAGCUGACCCGCUGGAUGUUUCUUGUCAGUCGAGUACUCUGACAUCACGCACACUUACAAUGGGUGACUUUUUAUGGGUGUUAUUGCUAUGGUUUAUUAUUAUAUCAUUACUAUGUCAAAACAAGUCUUAGGAUUUUGCUUUACUACAACACACCAAGAUCUGCAUAACCAAAUGAAUCACACUUUAGUAAAUAACCCUUAUCAAACAAAAUGAACUUUUCAGUUUUACAAGUUAAUCUUUUUAUUUAGUGUUGGAGUGGGUAUUUGCUUGUUUUGAUUCAGGAUCCCCCAUCAAGUUUAAAAACAAACAAACAAACUUCUAAACCCAGUGGCAAGAGGUUCUAAUUGGCACAGCUCAGUUCUCCCACUGCGAGCUUAUUAAUAGUGGUGAUCGUCUGACCAAUCCUUGGGAACAGUUUGGAAGGCCAGACACAUGCGCAGCAGUCGUCGCGCUGCUCCAAAAUGCUUCUUGUAGGGAAACCGUAAAACCACUGCUUGUGUAUGAAAAGAUCUCACUUCCAUCUUGUGCUCGUCCAAGAGGCAAGUGAGAAUGAAUUUGAUUACAGUAGGCUGUAGUGGUUAUGGAGUUUGGAGUGUCCUGUUUUUAUUUUCUCUUUCUGUGGCAGAUGAUUAAAUGAACUCUCUAGUGUUAGGAAUUCCUAAAAUUAGAGUGUCGUACUAGUUGUUUCAACUAUUGUGUGCUCCUUUAUUCCUCUGGUAGUGGCAGUCUUGUUGCAGCAAUCUGGAGGCUAGUGCGCAUGUGUAACAGGGACUCAGUGUAUCCCCGCACAGCGUGGAGAUAAAAGUCAGGCCUGCAAUCUUUGCAGGACAUUACUCAGGAAGUCCCUCUUGUAGCUGCUCCAGUGACAUCCACUAGUGGUGGCUUUAGGCAGCAAUGUAAACACUGCCUUUUAUGAGAAAAGGCAACGUUUGCACUGCUGAGCCUGCAAGGGCAAGGUCUUUCCUCAGAACCACUACAUGAAGCAGUUCUUUUUCUGAUGCCUCGAGUGUCCCUUUGAUAUUUACUCUGAUUUCUUUUUCCUCUAGAAAACUUGCUGACCUUAAUGUAGAUGACUUUUUGACUUCUGGGUUUGACUCUGAAGGUGAUGGAGAAUCUGCAGAGGAAAUCAAUGGUGACAACUCAGAACUACAAAGAAAAACGUCAAAAGUGCAAAAGAAAAUGGCAGCAAAGACAAAAACUGGAGCAAAGUAAGGUCUUGUCCUCUAUGUCGAUAGGUUUUCAGAGGCUGCCAGCAUAGGUCGAGUUCCACAGCUUUCAUAUCAGUUAGGUGGUUGUAUCCAGCGAUAAUUCUGAUAGCAGUUGUCUGGCAGUGAAUUAUAUAGCUGUAACAUUCAGUACUUUGUAAAUAGUGCAAGAAGUGAGAGGAGUAAAUGGGGAGUCACAUAAUAAAAACCUCUAAAGAUAUCCAUGCCGCAUGGAGAAAUUGUUCCAAAUUCUACUUCUAAAUAAAGUAUUAUGUAAACCAGCACCCAUAAGGAGUGGAAAAUAGAGCUAAACUUCUGAAGGUAGAGUAUAUAUGUUCUUUGUUAUAUGAUUUCCCCCCUACUGUCUAUAGUGUAGGACCUAUAUGAUGGUUUGUUCCUGAAUUAGCCCUUUAAGGACCACAUCACUGUUUAUGCCAUCUCGCAGUGCAGGGGUUUAACUCCUGUUGAACUCAUAUACCGCUGGUACUGGGGAGCCACACUGUUAACUGGAACCAUAGCCCUUUAAAUCAAUACAAGUUACCAUGGCUCUCAGUCACAGUGAUCCUGAGCCUGCACCCAGAGAGAGAGACUUUCAUGAUGCAGUCAUACAGUACUGACAUCGGCAGAGGGAGUCACUCGGGUGGGAUUAGGAGUUGGAUUUGGGGGGUAUACAAGUUGGGGUAUCAUUGUUCUCUAGGACAGUAGCAAAAUAUAAUUAUGGGUUUGGCAUCAUAAAAAAAGGGUUCUUUACAGUAUUGGGAUGUAUAUGGUCGUAAUGAAAAUAAAACUUGAAAAAUACAAAAAUAUCAGAUCUAACCAUUAGAUUUGACCGAUGUUGUUGAUAAAAUAGUUUAGUGAUAAGUGUCAAAAUGCCCUUGGUUAAGUAGCAUGGGGGAUGUAUUUUCUAUAGUAUAUACUUUUGUGUAGUGGUUUUGGAUUUUGUGACCAAUACUAAAGCUCUAAUCUCAGUAUGUCAUUUUUGCAAAGGUUUAGCUUUAAAACCGUGAUCCUAUAUCUAUUUGUUACUUUUCCUAUCCUGGCACUAUAGUUUCCCUUAAAUGCAACCCCCCAAUUCCUUUAUUUUUUAUUUUUUUGUGUUAUGAAUAUAAAAUAUGGUAUCAAAAGAAACUAUAAUUUCCCCUUUAAAAAUGAUAUUAAAUGCAUGGCUAUGAUAGCAGGAGAACCCGAAAUCUGUUAAAAAGGAUAUAAGUAAACUGGUCCUUCAGUGAUGCUUUAGGAGUGGUUUAGCCCCUUAAGGACCAAACUUCUGGAAUAAAAGGGAAUCAUGACAUGUCACGCAUGUCAUGUGUCCUUAAGGGGUUAAAGAUGCUUUCUCAGUGUAUUUUGACUUCUGCUUUCAUGUGUUGUAUUUAUUUUUAUUGUUUUCAUAAAGGAAAGUUAAGAAAGUUAUAGGCAAAGCAUCAGAACACAAGGACCAGCUCUCCCGCCUAAAAAAGAAGGACCCAGAGUUCUACAAAUUCCUUGAAAAAAACGAUAACACACUGCUUAACUUUGAUGAUUCAGACAGCUCUGAUGAAGAGAGUGGUGUCCACCAGCUGCCUGAUCACCUGGAGGUAAUAGUGUCUAUAAAAUGACUGACAAGCUGAGCGUGAUCUCUGCGUCUUUCCUCAAUAUGUGUAUGUUAGUCCAGUUUCUUUCAACCAGUGCUCUGAUAAAUACACAUUUGCCAUUGAUGAAAGACCUUUUACACAUUUUGUCCCAUGCAGCCACAUGCCUACUCUGGUUUGCUGGCCUUGAUUUUUGUUGCUUGUUUUUAAACGAAGGACAGGAUUGCUUAGUUUAAGUUCAGAUUGGUACAGCAAGCACGUCGACUAGUGUGAUAGCCCAAUGCUGUCAAAGUCCUGGACGGCAGCUUUGUAUAUCUAUCACUAUCUCUGUUAUUCACUUUCUUACGUUACCAGAUUUCUACCCAUCUUCACUUCUUGCAGCCAUUUUUGGGUUCAAGGAGGAAGUGGUUAUAGACGAAAAACAUCACAUGCAUAAAUGUGGCAUUUAAAGCAAUAGUGUAAGCAUUAUAAGUACUUUGCAUCCUGAGCCAAUUCUCAUUACUGCGAGUGGAUCUAGCGGCUGUGAUUUGUUAAAAAUCAGACAGCCCAGAGUCCUAUGUAUACAGUGCUAAUUUAAUCUAUUUUAUGCUUGUGUGUACACACUGCAUACACAAUAGGGAAGGCUUUCUCUCCUCAACAGAGAGUCGAACCAUAGACUGUACAUGCACGGUCCAUAGUUCUAAAACACAGUACACAGUCUGGUUCACUAAACCAGGAACCAAGCUGUGUAUAAACCGAUCGCAGCUGUCGUCUGGUAAAUUAUUAUUAACUGUUCUUUGGGAAUACACUACUUAUAUCCUCUCCUCUACAGGGACUUACGGGAUAUUUUUCUUCCAGUAGACCAGACUGAGAUGCUCCUAACUGGAUUGGAGCAUGUCUUCCUGGUGUAGAAGGGGUGUGCCUGCAACUGCAGUCUGACCCAAUAAACUGUUCACAGAGGGACAUUUUACAGCCUUAGUUACACCUCCCUGCUUGUGACUUGCACAGCCUUCCUAUGCGCUUCCUGAAAUGGAACCUAGAUUUGUUUAGGUUCCUGUAUUGCAAAGUAUGUUUAAAGGGACACUAUAGUCACCAGAACAACUAUAGCUUAUUGCAGUUAUUCUGGUGAGUGUAGUCAAUCAAUGCAGGCUUUUUGCAACAGUGUUUACAUUACUGCCUACGGGCACCUUCAGUGGCCACUCCUCAGAUGGUUCUUCAUGGGACAUUGCACUGAUAUUCAAUGUCUUCCCCCCAUGGAACAUGGGGGGUGGCUGGGGGGGGUUACACUCACCUUAACAUGCUUAAAUGGGGUGCUGAACUUGAGCCACAGAACUUUCCUCAUAGAGAUGCAUUGAUUCAGUUCAUCUCUAUGAGGAGAGGCUGACUAGCCAGGGUGGCGUUUGACUGGGGAAGCAUGGUGAUUGGCUCAGAUCAUUACUGAUGAUGUCAGCCAAGCAAGCAGAUAAGGGGCAGAGCCAGCAGCAGACUAAAAUAAAGGUAAGAUUUUACUAUAUUUAGGGGGGGGGGAGGAGUCAAUGGUAGCUAGAGUGUUUUUAACACUAUAGGGUCAGGAGGACAUGUAAAGUAUAUAUAUAUUUUUUUUAUUGAAUAACUUCUGUUACAAUGUCUCCUGAAUUAACUUUUAUCCUCUUGAUGCGGUACUAUUAUGGGUACAAAAAGGUAUAUUUUUAGAUAUACACUUUGGAUUUUGUCCCUAUAGCUGGUACUUUGUUAGAAAAUUACUAAGAAACACUCCUUUGAAGCAAAUAUGAUAUAUACUUGUUGGUCAUUGUGAAGGUUAUUAGUGACAUUAAACGUGGUUGUAAAUAUUUUCUGUAAUAAAAGCAAAUGCUAGAAUAUUGCAGCCUACUAGUACUGAAAAAAGUGUGUGUCUUAACUGAUACAUGCCACUUUAUAGACUCCUGCAACUGUGGCUGUCCGCUUCGGUUAGAUAACAAACUUUCCUUAAUGAUAUUGCAGAGAGCGAAAUUAUUUUAUAAUGGAAUUUGUACAAAUGACAUGCAAUUUGUACAUGUCAAUCAAUGCAUGUCAUCCACUGGAAUAGCAAAAUGUGACUUGCAACUACUUGUGAAAAUCAGUGUGAAAGAUGAUUGCCCCAUGUAGGGAAUACAGUUAUUUAAAAUUUUUAUUUUCUAUUAAAGAGAGGAAAGGGGGACACUUAAAGUCACCAAAACACAUUUAGCUUGAUGAAGCAUUUUCUUUGUGUACAGAUCAUGCCUCUGAAGUUUCACUGCUCAAUUAUCUGCCAUUUACAAACACAUUUUAAUUAUGUGGAUUAAUACAGGAAAUGGGCGAUGACGAAGAUGACGAUGAUGCUGACGGUGAGGAGGGAAAAGAAGCCGCUCCAGUAAAAAAGAAGAAACUCGAUCAAAUCAUCGUCACCAUGAAGAUGGUGGAGCAUUGGAAGUCAGACUCCAAAGUGAGUUGAGUUUUAACUUUCAAAAAUGCUGAUACAUUUAUCACUCGCUAUGCGUCCGUAGUAUAUAUUAUCUCUUUGUAUAUAUUAUCAUUUCAUGUAUACAUAGUCAGCUUAUUGAUAAAAUCAGAUUUUACUGAAUACCUGUAUGUUGUUGGCAUAUUAGCUAAAAUUAUGGCGCUUCCUUAUCAUUUGUGUCCAGGUUAAUCUGAGGCCCAGGUUGUUCCAUGAGAUAGCUCAGGCUUUCAAAGCAGCAGUGGCGACUACUAGUGGUGAAGAAGGAGAUGACCCCAGUAAAUUCAAAGUGGCUGACAGCGCAGGUGAGAUGAAAUUCUUCUUACAAAGUUCACCUCCCAGCUCUAUGGCAAAGAGAAAAAUGUGUGCCAUAAAUCAAACUUAAACCAGUAUCUCGUGCACUAGUUGUUGAGGGGAUCGUUAAAACAUUUGUUUUAAAACACACCUAACAAGCCAUAUUAUUUCACAAAAUGUCGUUUGAUGAUACCUGACUUUGCAUGUUGGGAGAAUUUAAUCUAAUUUAUGAAAAUUAUUUCCUACUCUGCAUCAUUUAACCCCUUAAGGACCAAACUUCUGGAAUAAAAGGGAAUCAUGACAUGUCACACAUGGCAUGUGUCCUUAAGGGGUUAAAGUGAUUCUAUAGUGUAUGAAAUACAAGUUGUAUAUUCCUUACACUAUUGAGCACCCCCCCCCUCCCUCACGCAUCAGGUGUCCCUUUAACAUAGAUGUAAGAGUUUUUUUUCCUGAUGCAUUGGAGAGAAAAAAAUCCUAGUUAUUUGGUAGUAAGUAGACUAUUUAACCCCUUAAGGACACAUGACAUGUGUGACAUGUCAUGAUCCGCUUUUAUUCCAGAAGUUUGGUCCUUAGGGGGUUAAACUACUUGGAAUUGACGCGUGCCUAAACACUUAUUAUAAAAGAAUUGAUAAGACCUAAUAUUGGCCAUAAUUUGUACUUUAAUAUAUAGAAUUAUACUGUGUGUAUAUAUCUUAAAAUUUCAAGUCCUAUGUUACUAGCCAGGCCAUGUUACAUGCCACUGCCUGGUGGGUCCAUAGCACGUUCACCAGAGGUGAAUUUCUACUCGCUAGUGGCGAAAACAAAUUCUGGGCUCUGUCUGUCUCUUCAAGUGUAUUUAAACUGGAGAUACUUUUUAAUAUAUCUGGACACUGUCAUUUCCCUUCUACUUAGUCAAACGUUGUAGUCAAAUACUGUCAUAAUCACAAAUGAAAGUUAGAACAUUUGUUUUAGAACACACUGAAACAAAGCCUGAUGUUGAAGGACAAUGAAGAAUGUUUUACAAAAAAACGCUGAUUUCAAUAGAAAUUGGCACUUUUUAUAGAUUAACCUUGUUACACAACCUGGUUGUUCAAACUGGAAGGACUGGUGGGAAAACAGAUCAGUGUCUAAAACAGUUUGACUCCAGGCACCAUAACCACUACAGCUGGCUAUAAUGGUUAGAAUAAACUGGGCAUUUGCAAAACAAAUCUGUUAUUUGCUCUUUGAUGUAGUUGAACAUCAUAGGUAAUUGUCUUCUUUUUCUAGUGAAACUCGCCAAUGCUUUAAUACUGUAAUGUUAUCUGUAACCAUAUUUUAAUAGUGCGGUUUCUGCUUCUCAGUGUUCAAUGCCUUGAUUUCUUUUUGCAUCCGUGAUCUGUUCGUGCACCUUGAUAAGAAGCUUGCCUUUAAGUCUGCCAAGGCAUCAAAGUAAGUUUUGUGUGUGCUUGUGAAUAUUACUGUCACUGCCAUGCUUUGGUUCCACUUAGGAAGAGGGAAGCCAACGUGUCUGGAUUUUGCUGGUCUUCUGUUAGUAUAGCCCAACUCCUGCAGUCCCAUGACCUACUAGGUUAAUGCCGCUUGACCAGUGCUACUUUAUACUUUUGCAUAGAACUGCUGCUCACAGGCACAGUCAUCAUUUCAUUUUGUACUGGUACGUGUGUAUUGUUUUGUUUGUAACCCUCUAUUUGUACACCACAGCAGAAUGUUGACACUUUUAUAAGUUUGAAAUCAUAUUCAUUCUUUUUCUGGAAUAAAAUUAGGCACUAUCUGUGUGGAUGCCACAACUGUCACUGAGUAGUUAUUAAAGGACCACUAUAGUGCCAGGAAAACAAUCUUGUUUUCCUGGCUUUAUAGGGUCUUUGGGUCCCCCCCACCCUCUGGGUCCCACUCCCGCCGGGCUGAAGGGGGAGGAAGGGGCUAAUCACUUACCUUUCUCCAGCGCCGGGGACUCUCCUCCCUCUUCCAACGUCAUCCGCCGAAUGCGCAUGCUCGGCAAGAGCCGCACGCGCAUUCAAUCAGUCUAUAGGAAAGCAUUUCCUAUGGACGGCAGCGUCUUCUCACUGUAAAAAUCACAAUGAGACAGCCACUUGAGGCUGGAUUAACCCUAUUAUAAACAUAGCAGUUUCUCUGAAACUGCUACGUUUACAGCAGAAAGGGUUAAGCCUAUCUGGACCUGGCACCCAGACCACUUCAUUAAGCUGAGGUGGUCUGGGUGCCUAGAGUGGUCCUUUAAUUUUACCUGUACAUGUAUAAGUUGUAGAAUAUACUCACCUGAAGUUUCCUUCCCCCUCCUUCAUCAACAGUGUACUUCAUCUAGCACAAUGUCUAGCGGCAGUGUUACUGCAUGUGUUCAUGGUGCCGAUAUUUAUUCAUAGCAACAUAAUCCCUUCCACUGUAUUUGUGUAGAACACUUUUUUUACAUGUUGGGUAAAAUAAAUCAACACGGUAUAUUGAUUUCAUUUUAAUACCUGUGUAAUUAAAACCUUAUUACCCACCCAGUUUGUGUAAAAUCUACUUUAUUGAAUGCCUCUCAAACACUAUGUAGAUUUUCAGAUGGGUCCUUCUUGCUCUGGGUUUAUUUGUAUAAUAGAAUAAUACUUUGUCUUUUCAACAUUUCACACAUUGCACCCCUUUCUCUCACAGAAUACCUAAUCCUUCGAGCAGUGACCUUUGGAAGAAACUUCGGCUGGACAUUAAAAUGUACCUAAACUCUGCCACAAAGGUAAUCAAAGUGCUUCUAGAGUCACAUUAAUAAACUUUACCAACACGCAGUACAGGCUGUCUGACCAAUAUCACAUCCUUCCUCCACUUAGCCUUGACUGGAUGUUAUCAGAAUGUAAUUAAGGCUCACCCAUCGCUCCUUAAAGAAAUACGCCACACUAAAAUGAAUUAAAAAUAAAUACCAGUUUGGGCACUAUAACAACUUUAUCUAAUUUAAGUUGUUAUGGUGCCAAGAGGUCCCUGGCUCAAAGCAGCAGUUUCUCAAGCUUUUUUGUGAAUGGGGAGCCACUGAUUUUCCGUGAGCAUCAGCUGACUGCUCUCAGCCAAUCUGCAGCGCCCCUUCCCGCAGCAGCCAUAAUAUUCCAUUUUGAAGCUUUUUAGCAAAUGGAAAGACAGGGACCAAAGAGAUCCAGUGUUCAAAAACAGACUUUGGGGUUAAACUGUUUGUGAACGGUUUAACUCCUAAAGGUGAGCCAGUGCCAGGGACCUCCAGGCACCACAAGGACUACAUUUUUAUUAAGUUGUUAUGGUGCCAGCAGUGUUCCUUUAAUUGAUAAAAGUGUCAAUUUCCCAAAUACAUUGGCAAUUUUAAAAACCGCCAUUGAAUUGAUAGUCCACACAUAAAGGACUUCAGCCGGUUGAGGUGCUUUCAAUGUGUGUGGUGUGGUCCAUUAAAAACAAAUCUCCUCGUCUCCCAGCCCACGGUGUUCUAUAAUUGCAGCAACGUGUAACAGUCACAUCCAUAUCCCUGCUGUCUUGGAACUAUGACCCCAGAUGAGAGAAGUUACUUUUUCAAUCCAAGCACUUUCGCAGCAUGCAUGCCUGCCUGCGUACCCCAUAAAUACAUUUUCAAUUUCCCUUCUUAAUUCUUGACAAUUCACAGUUCAGUCAGUAACCCUGAUUUUGUCAGAAUGCCUCCUUUUAGUUAAGGGGAGGCGUGUCAUACGGUCAUUAAACUGCCAUAGUUAAGGAAAAGGCUUGUCGUAUCAGAGACUGACGGCAGAGGUGUUAAUUUGCAUGAAACUUUGACUUUAUCAGUCAAAUUAAAUGAAACCUAUAGAGUGAAAGUGAAUGAACAAGUCUUUUUUUUUUAUGUUCUGGAACCAAAAUAUUCUCAUCUUAAACAUGACUGAUUCUAGCUUGGUGAGACACUUCAGGGUGGAAUUGACACAUUCCUUUGAUUUAUUGUAUCGAUCUUGGGUUGGCAACCUUCACUACUCCCAGAUGAUGUGGACUACAUCUCCCUUGAUGCUUUGCCAGCAUUGUGGUAGAUGUAGUCCACAUCAUCUAGAGUGCCAAAGGUUGCUUACCCCUGGAUUAUAUAUUAAAAUAUGGAAAAAUAGCCAAUUAAUAACACAGUAGGAAGCAUUGAGAAUAAAGAUACAGAAUGCUGCAAAAUAUUAAAAGCUAGAGAAUAUAUGUUUUAUUGGUGCCUGAAGUAACUAAGUAUUGUAUGUAGAGAAAUAGGCCUCAAAUCUCUAUUUAACCAAUAUUUAUUUUAUUAUUUUUUUUGUCCAAUAGCUCCUGACCUGUCUAACAGAAUCCACAGUCGCAGCUGCCCUUCUCCAGCAUGUGAACACCAUUGUGCCUUACUACCUGUGCUUUCCCAAGCAUACGCGCUUACUGCUCAAGGUGACCAUAAAUAGGACAAUUUAUCCUAUAUGUAGGGGUAACACAGCUGUUAGGAAGGACAAACCAGGGGGCCACUGGAGAAAUUAAUUUCUGUGAUCUCUUAGGGUAUUGACGCUCAAAUAACAGCAUGUGCAAAUGAAGGGUUGCCAACCACAUUUUAAGUGCCGUAUUUUCCCACUAUAAACACAUUAUUCUUUUUUAGUUUCCUUCUUGUGCGUGCAUAUUUAUUUUCCAUUUUUUGGUAUCAAUCAUUAAAUAUCCUAAAACUCCAAAUAACUUAUAUUUCUGUACUGAGAACCAUAGCAUAUCUGGCUAUUUAGCAUUCAUUGUUGCCUAGUCUGUUUCAGCGUAGAAUUUUGCUUUUCAGUUGAUUAGCAUGCUAAAAGAUUGAGAAUCUAAAGGAGACUUUUUUUUUUUUUGAAUAUAUUAUUAUUUUCAAGUUUGCAGAGACUACCAAAAUGUGGUAAAACAUAGUUGUGAUCUUCACAAUAAUUAUUCAUAUGUUCCAGUACCAUUGGAGAUAACUGCAAAAGUGGGUUGGUGUUCAGACAUUUAUUUUAGGAUGUUUGAUUAAUCAAAUAUCCCUAUGAUAGUCACUGUACAUAUUCUGCAAACCAUGGGCCGGCCUAAUUCUGCAGAUAUUUCCUAGAAUUUUUAUAAUGUGUGGAUCAUGCUAGCAGAAUUGCAUACAAGAAAAUAUCUCCAAAGUUAAAGGGGUUUAUGCCAAUUGGAACAGUGUCAUCUGGGGCAUCACAAUGCUCACUUUAUAAAACUAGCAGUUGGUUAUAUUUAUGUUUAUAAACAGGGUUUGUAAUUAGACUGACAAUAGCGGAGUAGACAAGCCUGGACGUGGGCUUUUAUGUAAUAACCACUGCAUCAAUUACUGCCAAUGAGCUUACAAUCUGAUAAUCAUUGCUUAUUAUAAAUUGUACACAUCUAUUGCAGUUAAUACAAAAUGUAUCUCAGACUAGAUUCCUUUUUGUUUUGUUUUUUUGCGAAAUAUAUUUUUGGUGGAAACGGGAUAUGCAUUACAAGUAAUAUAUCAUUAUGUCCGUUACUCAUUUUCUGUGAUUUGGUAUACUAAACUUGUAAGUUUGUUUUAAUCUAAGCACCAAAUCUACGUCAGCAUUCCCUCAAACAAGAUAACUGGGCUGUAAAGUUUAAUUCCUUUUAGAUUGCCUGCAAAUUAAGGGAUUAGAAAAAAAAAAAAAAAAAGUAGAGACCGUAACAGACAUACGCUUUUAAAACUAUUUUUGCUUUUAAGAAGGCGAGGAUCAUGUAAUGUUUUUAUGGUGAUAUGUCAGCCUCACUUGGCCAUUUUUGUACUUUUCCUGUUAUUUAUUUUCCGUUCCCUGCUGCUUUCGAUAUUCCGUCAGUUGUAGAUUACCAUGUAUGCAAUAUUUCAUGUUUACAUCUGAUCCUAUCUAACUUUCCUUUUCUCUGUCUGAGCAGCAAUCCAUCGUUCUCUGGAGCACCGGAGAGGAAACCGUGAGAGUCAUGGCUUUCUUGGUUCUGAAUAAAAUCUGCAGGCACAGGCAGGAUUCCUAUCUCAAUGCAGUGCUAAAGGUAAUUAAAUGUCUUGCCAGCUUUGCUUGUGUUUCCUGUAUACCUUUUUAAGAUGAAAUUUCUCCCAACCUUUCAUAUAAUUCCGGAGCAGCAUGCAAGCCUUUAACAGAGUAAUUGUUGAAUAUUUAAUAUCUGCCGUCCCUUUGUAAUAAAUCUUAGGUAGAAUUUUUUUUUAUUCUUCUUAAAUGGAUCCUUUCAAAAAUGUUAACAAAAUAUCUUCUGUAGGUAGAGUGCUGAUGGUGUAUAUAGACGGUGACUCCAUACUCUUAACUGGAAUGGGUUAAUGCCAAUCAUUCAUUGCUUAGAAGGACCACUAAAGGCACUCCCAUGAAGUGGUCUGGGUGCAGUGCCCUUUAGUUUUAACCCUUCAAUGUAAAACAUUGCAGUUUCCUAGAAGCCGUAUUGUUUCCAUUGCAGGGUUACACACACCUUUGUUGGCUGUUUUCCUGACAGCCGCUAGAGGCGCUUCUCUAUGAGUACCGAAUCAGACUCGAUUCUAAAUCAAAUUCUGCUCCUAGAACAGCAUUUGAUUUGGUGCAGUGUUGCGAUUUGCAGCUCACUAGCCUUCCAAUGCUUUCCUAUGGGGGGGGGGGAGAUCAUCAACCAUGAUGAUCUCAGCCAGGGAGGAAGACUGACCGAGAAUAGAAGAAAGGUAAGUCAAACUCACCUUUCAGACCCUCACAGGAGUAGGGGUGGGGCCUCCUAAUAUGAAGGGUAAUACUAUGCCAGUAGGAAUACAUGUUUGUAUUCACUAAAGUGUUCCAUUAAAGUAUUAUUUGAAUAACACAUUCAUGAAAAAACAAAAUAUAUUGACCGUGGCCAUGUAUAAUAAUAAAAAAAAGCCUGAUCAUGCAAUUUUUAAAAUGCGGGAAAAUAUGAAUGUCUUUGUUCUCUCACAUGAAAAAAUCUGCAGGUUGUUUACUGACUUUUUUAAUGGUCCAUUAGCUUUUGUUUUUUGUUUUUUUGGCAUAGUGGGGCUUGAAACAUUUUUUAUUUUUUAUUUAUUUUUUUUGAAUUUUUUAUUUUUGCAGUGCAUAUAAUGGAUACAGACUGGCUUGAGGUACCCCAAAGGCAUUCCUCGAGCUGCUUAACAUAAGUAACAAGUAGGGUAAUCGCUAGGCAAUGCACAAUUUUAUAGUAUAUAGUAGCAAUAACGUUGGUGAAACAUAAGAGUAGUAAAAUAGAGUAAGUAACAAGCGUAUGACAUAUCCCCUUACUGCUAAGAGAUAGGUACUAUGUGUAGAUAGUAAUGGUAAGGUAAGGGGUACAGUAGAGUUUACCACCCCAGACAGCCCCAACACCCUGGCUAGCACCCUAUAUGAAUGGUAGCAGAUUAGAUUGCAUUACCCUCUGGACCUGUUGUAGCAAGCAAAGUGUAACGCCAUCAGGUAACACAAGUAUGGCAAACCAGAAGUCCAAUAUGGCCCCAAUUCUGGGUAGGCGCUGGGGUCAGGGAUCCAUCUUGGUGGUCAUCCUAUCCCCCUUGUAGGGAAUGUAAUGACCCAGAGUGCUUGGCUUCUCAGGCUGUCAGGCAGGGGAGACGUCUUCAUAUUUUUGUGCAGCAGUCGCUCUCUACUCCCCUCACCAUCCCUGCGUGUUUCCUUCUGCAUGGUGCUGGGGUUAAAGAGCUUCAGGGUUUGCCGGCCGGCUAAUUUUACCGCCUUACGCCGCUUAGGCCGUCGUCGCUGGCUCCGGUAUGCUGGGCUCGCGGUGUGUGCAGCAAGGCGCUUCGGGAAGUAGCGGGAUGGUUCAGGAGGUGCCUUGAUGGUCUCCGUGGGUGUCAGCCUGCUCUCCAGCGCCCUCCAAAAGGCGUCGAAGAUUGCCUCCAGGCGCUGGUAUGUGUCAGGUAUUUCCUCUCCAGGAGUCAGCAGACGCGUGUCGUCCGCCAUCUUAGGUAGUGCUCCACCUUGCUCGCGGGUGUUUGCGGCUCUGCUGCGGCUCUCCGAUGGGGUUUGGGAGCCAUCAGGGUGGGGACCGGGAUAACCCCCACCGGUCCAAAGGGGGGGGUAGCAGGGCUCCAGGUACAUGCUCAGCACUUUGAUUGCGCCAGUCUGGGAGAGCGGCCGCCUCUCCCCUCCUCAACGCUCACUAGGCCUCAGUGGAUCUUGGUGUCUGGAGUGCUUGAAAAGGCUGUUAGAAGCAUUCACAGGUCGGGUCUUUUUACAUGUAGUUGGGGGUAAGUCGCUUGGUGCCCAGUUUUGGAUAUUUCCGUCAAAAUAGCAAGUUUGCUUAGUGUGUUCCUGGGAGCUCACAAGAAACACAACCAGUCACCAUGAGUGUCAGGCCCCGCCCCCUUGAAACAUUUUUUUAAGAAGAUUUUAUAAUAGAAGACAUGUAUGAGAAGAACAUUAUCUAUAAUAAAGAGCACGGAAUCCUCCCAAUUUAUAAUAAAUUGACACACAAAUUAAAUGUUACUUAACCAUUCAUUCUGUGAAUAUUUCUAUUUGGUGACAGCCCAGUAGUGGCUUUGAGUAUGUUAUCCAAAAGUCAAAGUACUAUAAUAUUCAAUAAUCUACAACUAUAUCCCUCCAUCCUACCAUGUCUGCUCCCCAACAGCCUACUAGCUUUCAACAUUGUUCAUAAUUUCCCCAUUUCAUUUUAAUGUAUUUGUCUCAUACGUAGUUUACAGUAAACUUAUGUAUAAGACAAAUACGUACUGAAUAAAAAUACAAGCCGCAUCCAUUUGCAUAAAUGAAGCCAAGGACAUAAGCAGGCCUCAAAAGGGUUAAAUAACACUUUAAACACUUAUCUGAUUCCAGCACAGAGAUCAUUUGGCGCUGGCUUGGGUUCUUUCUCUGAUGUCAGCCGAUAUGGGAAAGCUAAUGCGAAUGCACAUUAGGCCUUCACCAUAGGAAAGCAUGGACUUGAUGGACGUCUUUAUGCACAGCGUAAGGAUGUCUAGCGUCGUUUCACAGAGUUAAACUUAACCCUUGUAGUCUUAACCCUGCAAUAUAAACAUUGCAGUUUCUAUUGGGCUAAGGGGACAGGGACUGCACCCAGACCACUUCAAUAAGAUGAAGUGGUCUGGGUACCUAUAAUGUCUCUUUAAUAAACUGACAUGUAGCACAUCUUCUGUGGAACGCCCUUCCCUUCUCCGUAAGACUUUCACCCAGUCUCCACUCAUUCAAAAAAAUCAUUGAAAACUCACUUCUUCAAGAAAGGUUUUUAUCCCCCACCCCCAUGACUCCUCUCCUGCAACUGUCAAAGAUUACCUACUAAGCCCUCAGUGUAUACUUUUCUAACAACCUACUUCGUACCCCUACUUUUACCCUUUGUGUCACAAUACCGCACUCCCUGUAGAAUGUAAGCUUAUUGAGCAGGGCCCUCCACCUCUCUGUUCCUGUAUGUCCAAUUGUCUGGUUAAAAUUACAUCUCUGUUAGUCCACCCAAUGUACAGUGCUACGGAAUGUGAUGGCGCUAUAUAAAUAAUAAAAUAAUAAUAAUAAUAAUGUAUUUUCUGUCUGUCACGCUAAGACGAUAUUUCCCAGUAUUCACCCAGCUAUUUCAGUCUCCGUAAAAUAAUUCAUGACUGUUUCACAAAAAGAGAAGGAUUAACUACCUGCUAUAAAUAGCAUAGUGGGUUUCACAGCAGGUAGGCUGCAAUCUAUUACUGGAAAUGUAUUGGUGUUAUUUAAAUGAUUUAACUCCAUGUUCUGCUUGCUAAACGCUGAUGAUUUGGGUAUGCCAGUGAUUGAACUCUGCAGUGUUUCCCCCCCCCCCCAUCCUUACUGGGAUCAAACCAGAUCUAAGUAGCAUAGUUAUGGAUACACUAUGUUAAGGAGUUCAUUAUAUUUUGUUUCAAUUGUAAAAGGGCACAUAUAAGAAAUCUGCAGAUAAAAAGAACUCAUGCUCACCAGGUGUGAUGCUCAUUGUACCCUGAGAGCAAACCGUAAAUGGACUCGGUCACAAAACCUUUUCUGUUAUUUAUUUACGUUAUUGUAUUGUAUGUAUGUAUAGGCAGAAUAAAUAUUCUAUAAUUAUUGCCCUUUGUAUUUCUCACAGAAAAUGUACAUCGCAUACGUCAAGAAUUCCAAAUUCACAUCACCCAACGUUCUGCCAAUGAUCAACUUCAUGCAGCGCUCUUUGACUGAAAUGUACUCACUCGAUGUUCAGGCAUCUUAUCAACACAUUUUUGUAUAUAUCCGUCAGCUUGCCAUCCACUUGCGCAGUGCCAUGACCCUCAAAAAGAAGGUGAGUUGAGUGGAAGGUGCUUGUCUUGUGCAGAAACCAUAUAUAGAAUGUACUCCCACCCACUAGUGUUUUCCUCUGAACAUAUUAUCACAGUGGAUGUUCUUUUCUCUCUCUUCUGGCAAAGAUGCAACAAGGUCUCUUCCAGUUAGUUGACUAGGUCUAACAGAUAAGUUCAAUGACAUCUUUGAAUUAAAAGCAGGUUUGUUUCCAACACAACACUGAUUUUAUUUUCCGCCAGACUCAUUUUAUUUGUAACUUGGGGACUGGUUGUUGGCAGCUGAUGACUGUUACAAAUAAUAUGUGAAUAAUACACACAAGCACUGAUGUAUAUCUAUGUGUAUAUACAGUAUGUUGCGCAAUUCGAGCAACUGAUCUGAAAUGCUAAUAAGAAAAGUAUAAAAUGGUAUUUAUUUUAGAAAAAAAUGGCUUAUUUGUUUUUGUCUCUCUUGAGAUAGAUAUACUGUAUUUUCUUGAAUGUAAUGCACACCUUUUUUGUAAAAUAAAGUUUCCAGAAUUUUAAUGUGCUUUAGAUUCGAUGGCGCAUUACAAUCGGGGCAAAAUUCUAAAUUUUCCAGUGAAUUUAAACAGGCGAAUUUCAUUCUGGCAAAUUUACACAGGCAAAUUUUGUUCCUGAAAGAGAACUUAAGAAAGAGUUAACAUGUAACACUAAAAUUUAAAUACCAUCAGUGUUAUUUCAUUUGGCAAUAAACAUUUUCAUUGUAGCACUAUGUUAUAUGGUAGUAUUCCCCAGCAAAAACAUUUCACAGCUUCCAGGUUUAAAAAACUGAGGUGCGCAUUAGAUUCAAGUAAAUACGGUAUUUUUGAUCAAAUAAAAAUAUAUGUUGCCAAAACAACUUUAGCUUAAUGAAGCAAUUUUGGCAUAUAGAUCAUGUUUCUAAGGUCUAAUUUUUUUUUAUUUCUCUUACAUUUAGGAGUUAAAUUACUUUUGUUUCUGUUUAUGCAGCUCUAGCCACACCAUCCCUGGCUGUGACUGAUACAGCCUGCAUGAAAAAAAACAAAGUUUUCAUUUUCAAUCAGAUGUUUCCUUACAUAAGAUUUAGUUUUUAUCUUCUGCUCUGUAAAUUGAACUUUAAUCACAUACAAGAGGCUCCUGCCAGGUCUGGUAAGCAAUUAACAAGAGUAGAAGAUACGAAAUUAUAAAUUAAACAGAAUUGGCAAUAAAGGAAGUGUAAACAUUAGAUCUUACUUUACAGGAAAUGUUUAUGAAAAGGCUGUGCAUAGAGGUGUGACUCCAGCUGCAUAAACAAAGCGAUUUAACUCCUAAAUGGCAGAGAAUUGAGGUCAUGAUAUAUACACCAAAACUGCAUCAUUAAACUAAAGUUGUUUUUGUGACUAUAGUGUCACAUUCUACCUUCUGGAAAACCACAGGUUUUAUCUAAUGCAGAACUGACAGGGGUAUUUCAAAUGUUGGGCUAGAAUAGCCAAAUUGGUGAUGUUUCGAACUGGUUUUCCAGUUGAGUGUUAUUGUCCUAAAAGUAAUAAUUUUUGUUAGUUCUCCAUAGCACACUUUAGCAAAUUACCCUAAUUGUGUCGUAAUAUAGGCGAGAAGACAUUACUGGAAACAAGUGAGAAAAGUCACUAUAUUUGCACACAAGCAGGGAAAUGUGUUUAUUGAGGAUUUAGAAAUUUGACAAAAAAAACCAACACGAUUUUGGUUAAGAUGAAUAGUGUGAAACUUUCUUUCGAGAAUGUUGGUACCUACAUUACAAUAUAUUUGUUAGGCCAAUAGGAUUUACCUACAUGAAUAAGCACUAAAGUUCAGUAUCCGAAAUGUACUUGUUCUGUUGUUUGCUAGUCAAAUUUUUCAAACCUAAAAUGCUGAUCUGUCAUAGACUAGAAACUCUGCAUGCCCGGCUUGCCACUGUAGUAGGUCUAACUGGCCACCUGUCUCCACUCUAGACUACUUGAGAUGGGUUCUUGUUUGGUAUUUGCAUGUUAAUGGAAUUACAAUUAACCCCAUUUGAGGUGUCUGGAUCUGUGUCCAAUCCCUUCUUCAUUAAUUUAAAGGCUAUUAGAGUUUAUAGACACUCAGAUCAUGCACCAGAUGCCUUUGGUGUCUGAGCCUUGCAUCCAUUCCUUCUAUUUGGUCUGGGUUUGGGUUAUGUCCCAUUUGGUUUCUUCUCCCCAUGGACAACCAGCAAGAAACCCUAUACUAAGGGAUAGGCAGGUCAUCUUACUAAAUAUAUAUAUUAAAAAAAUAGUUUGUGGCAUAAUUGUAAAAUCCAACCCAUCUCGUCUGUUAUCAUGGAUGAGAAAUGUGAUUCUGGAUAGUUAUAUGUACGCCCAAAGCAUUUUAGAGGUUUUUUACUCUUUUAGCCUUGACUACUUUUACUAUACAGGCAUAAAAUAUUAACAUGUUUUUCUGCUCCGUUGUUUAAUGUAAAGGUCUCCGUUGACCUGCUACGUGUUUUAUUUAAAGAAACAUGCAUCCUGCAGCUUCAAUGUACAUUUAAAGUUCCAAUACGUGUGUUUUUGCUCUUUUUUUUUUUGUGUGUGUGUUCACUUUUCUAUUAUAGAGGAACAAGGCAUUCUUAUAUGUUUUUAUACAUGUUGUAGGAGUAGUGGAGCUCCCGGAUUCUAAGGAAAAAUGAAAGAAACUUUUUUUUAUUUUUAUUUUUUGUAAUUUUUUUUUUUUUAAGUGUAAAAUAUUUAGUAUCCAUUAACUCCAAGGUGUAGCAUGAGUGUUAUUUGUUAAACUGAAUAUUGUGGGUAAUCAACACCUGCUGGUUUCAGUCUGAAAUCUAAAGAAUAAACAAACAGCCGAGUUUGAGUGCUUUUCCAAUUCAGCUAUUUUUGUUUCAAAUUUGCCGUUACCAUCUUAGUUCUGCAAAUUUCCUAUUUUAGUGAAUACAGUUGAAUGUGUUCUUGGCUGACAACAUCCAGUACCUGGAUUAGGCCCUCUUACUCGUAUAUGUGUUCUAUUUAUGCAUUUGUUUGUCUGUUCUUUAUGCAGUCUGCCUGUAGGAUUUAGUUGCAGGGAAACCCCCCCCUAAUUGGAUGGUGUUAUCUAACGUCCUCUCACUCAACAGCUCAGACAGCUCCAUACAAGCCAAUUAUUUUUUUCCUGGAUUGCUUUUUCUUUAAUGCUGUAGCAAGCUGGCCGAUGCGUCCUAGUCGGCUGUUUUUUUUCUUUUUUUUUUUUCUCUCUCUUUUCUUAAUUUUAUAGGUGUUAUCCGCACAGUAAUUCUAAAACAUCAGACAGCACAAUCGACCAUGUAUUCCAUUAUUAAAGUAUCGGGAAGGGGAUUUUCUUUGAAAUAUUUGCUGAGCCCUGAAUUUUAGUGCAGCAAAAGUUACAUUUAAAAAAUGUUUUCUUAAUUUUUGUUUUCCUCAGACUUUUAUACUCAGCAGGAAAAUUAUACAAAUAUGUUUUCUGAAGUUCACGUUGCAGUGGGACAUGCGCUGUUGGGCUUUAUUUGUUAACUUGAGAAAAAAAAUCAAUCUUUAAUUUCCAUUCAGAUAUUUCUCUUGAAUACAAAUUUGGAAGGUAGAGAUCCCUAGAAUUGGAUCUGCGUUCCAAAGGUUAUAAUGUAAUUAUCCACAUAAGUACACUCAUUUGAACGCACAUAUCCUGCUUUUUUACAUAUUCAUUUAAGCCCUUGGUGAUAUGUGAAUAGUACAAGCCGUUUCAUAGGGAAUCUUUGCUACCGCACAAUUACAGUUUCAGUUAUGGGUUAAUGUAUGGGUGAACAUACGUGUGUGCUUUAUGUAGUACGGAUAUUCAGUCACUCCAUCCUGUACAGGGGAAAUGUAUACCACGUUAUAUUCUCCCUCCAUUUUCCAUUUCGGUUCAUUCUAAAAGGCUCCUGAACCGUAUUGGGUUAACAGAGUGGGUUCUUAUGAGGACGUGCCUGAACGCUUCGCCCAUUACUACUCGUGUGUCAGACGAGCUUGUAACUCGCCCAUGCUGCUCAGUCACUCCCUGAGCUAAUGAGUGCCUCCUGCUGAUUUCUGCUCGUUAGUGUGUGGAACGAGAGACAGAAUAGUGUGACUGGGUGGCCAUCCUGCUGUAUUAUUGGCUUGUUAGGCAGAGGCCUCCUAUGUAUUUUCCAGUCCUUCAGCAGUGAGGGAUACCUUUCACUCCAGUUGGAUGCAGAUUCAAAGUGACAGGUUUAUACAGCAAACAGACCUGGCUCCGCUGUAACCGGAAUCCUGGUGUUAAGCAGAAAUCCUGUUUAGAUCACUGAUUUUUUUAUUUUAUUUCUAAUGUUUCCAUUGUGUUUGAAGAGUGGCACCAGAUCGGCCUGUAUAAUCACAAAAUUGGCUUCUAAGUGACCUCUUAUCAGAGUGCUGCAUUAUUUUCACACAUUGCUAGUGUAAUUGUAACAUAUUUAACCCUAUUUCUGCCAUCUGUUUUAGUUAACCAAGUUAUUUGGUAAAUUCCAAAUUGUAGCAAAUUAAAACCCGAAUUGCAAAAAUUCUUCAACAUGGCUAUAAUCACUUAGUUUAUAGUUUUACAAUCCUUACAUUAAUGUGCUACACUUCGGAGUUUGUGUUUAACCCUGUUAAUGAUCACGAACCUCUGUCGAAAAGUGUUGUCUAUGCAGAUGUGUCAAUAUAUUUGAAUGUCAUAUAUCAGUCAACUCAAACUCUGUCUUCCUUUCUAUAAGUUGAUGAACUACAAUUCCCAUGAUUCUCUUGCUUUUUAUCACAUUCAGAGAAUUCUGGGAAUUUUAAGCCUUCAUUUUCUGUGGGAGGAGGGGCGUAGUUUGAUAUCCCUGCUAUACUCAAGAGUCCAUUGGCUUUUGUUGUGCUUUGAAAUUUAUUAUCUCGAUUUUGUAAUGUCAACGCCAUUGCUACUCUGUAUUACAUAUAAUGUAUAUGGGGAGCACAUGAUAUCCCACAAAUACCUAUUGUGUAAAAUGAAGACAGACCUGUUACAAUUAUUGUUUUCUUGUUUGUUUAAGGGGGCGUAUCAGUCUGUGUACAACUGGCAGUACAUUCACUGUUUAUAUCUUUGGUGUCGGGUGCUAAGCACUCUCCACCCUAAUGAAGUCAUGGAGCCACUGAUUUACCCACUCGCCCAAGUCAUCACAGGCUGCAUCAGGUAAGAAGAGUCAUCUCAAAUCUUACAUAGAACACCACUUAUGGCUUUUGUAUAAUUUGCAUACCGUGCAAAUUUCAGCAAUGUGUCUUUUAGCCCUUCGACAAAACAAUGUCUUUGGGCUGACAAUUCACACCCAUAGCUGUUGUGAGUAAUUGGCCUUUAGCUGUCUGACAUAAAGUGUGCAAUUUUGCAGCUACGAUAACAGUAUCCUCUAGGUCUUGGUUUCAGGUUGGCUGAUUGGUAAAUGACAAUAUUAACCGAUUUAAAGGAAACAGAUGCUUCAACAUAUUACACACUUACAACGUUUAAAGGUUCACUAUAGGCAUGCAGUCCACUUUAUCUCAUUGGAGUAGUCCGGGUGCAUUGUCCCUCUCCCCUUAACCCUGCGGUGUAAAACAUUACACUUUUACAUUGCAGGCUCAAGACUGGUAGACAGUCACUAGAGGCACUUCCUGCAGUUUCAGAGAGUUUGACUCUGUGAAAUGUCGCUGGACAUCCUCACGCUUUGCAUAAGGACAUCCAGCGUGUUGAAAAUCCCCAUAGUGAAGCAUUGAAGUUAGUGCUUUUCUAUGGGAAAGGCCUAAUGCCUAGGAACAUAGGUGCUAGAAUCGGGUGUUUACAGAGUUUGAACCCUUUCAUGGCGGGAGAGGGAGGUGCUCAGAGUCGCACAGGGUUUCUAUAGUGUAUUCCUAACACUAUAGUGUCCCUUUAAAUUUGUGUGUAUGAGAAAAGCCCAGCCUGGAGCAAAAGCAUAGUAUCUCCCCCACCACCAAAAUAACACAUGAAAAAAAUAAAAUAAGAGGUGUAGUUACCUGUAAAGUUGGUUUUUGUUGAAAAUUUCCAGGGUUCCUAUGAGCUCUUAUCAAACCAGGAAGUGGCUAAUCCUGACAUUGUUCAGCGAACGUUCGUCAUAUCCCAUAAAUCCUUGCAAAAUUCAGCCUCAGGGAUGUAUCAGAAAAUUUCAAAUUUAAGGCUAGAAUAACUGGACUGAAAGCACAGCUUGAUUUUUUUCUAGUUCUGUUGUUUUGAUGUUAACUGUUAAAGGGACACUAUAGUCACUAGAACUAUAACCUAAUGUAGUUUUUCUGGUGAGUAUAAUAGCUCCCUUCAGGCAUUUUUAUGCAUACACUGCCUUUUUUAGAGAAAAGGCAGUGUUUACAUUGCCCCUAGGGACACCUCCAAGUGGCCACUACUUCGAUGGAGGGGUGUGUUAAACACAGUUGGGUCAGGAAUACAUGUUUGUGUUCCUGACCCUAUGGUGUUCCUUUUAAAUAUACCUUGAAUUAAAGGAUCACUAUAGGGUCAGGAAUACAAACAUAUAUUCCUGACCCUAUAGUGUUUAACCCACCAUUUAGGUGGCUUGUCCCCCUAUAAAAGUUUAAACCUUCCUAUAGUCACCAGAACAAUUACAGCUUAAUGUAUUUGUUCUGGGGAGUAUAAUAGCUACUUUCAGGCAUUUUCCUCUGGAGGUGCUUCCUGGCUCAGUGCUGCACAGUAGGCAGCUCUGCCGUUCAGCGUCCCCACGCUCUGCAUGGAGACGCUGAAUUUUCCUCACAGAGAUGCAUUGAUUCAGUGCAUCUCUAUGAGGAGGUCCUGAUUGUCCAAAAUGGCAUUGGCCCAGCCCCCAUGCAGAUUUUAGCCAAUCCAAUGCUUUCCCUAUGUCACAAAGGGGUGGGGCCAGCAUCGGCACACCCGUGCGGCGCUGGAAAUAAGGUCAGUUUUAAAUGCUAAGGUGGGGGCAAGCCAUCUAAAUGGGUUUGGCACUAUAGGGUCAGAAAUAAAUGUUUGUGUUCCUGACCCUAUAGUGAUCCUUUAAAUUAUUAAAUCAAGAGCAUUGUUCUAAAGUUAAGCAUUAUUAAAACUUCCAUAACGAUUUCAUAGGGCAUUGGAUCACUGACAUAAUCCAGAAGGUGGCGCUAUUGCGCAAGCCCUUGAGAUUGCUGAGCUGAAUAAAAUUGCAAAACAGCCAAGUUGAGAAGUUGUCUUUUCUGGUCAACUGCCACAACCAGUUUGAGACCUUUUCAUGAGCUGAGCCAGCUAUUCAGCCAGCAUGUCAACGCAACAUCAAACAUAGCGCCGAUAAAGUCAGCUCUUGUUUGAGGAGCUCUUUGGCUGUGUGCGUGACAUGGGAGUCUUGUGACACACAGCAAACCAGGCUUUGUAAUUCCAAUUUAUUAACCCUCUGAUGGGAAGACAGCGGAUGUGAAAGGAGGCGGCAAAAUGCCUCUUGUUUCUUCUGCAUUUACUUACAUUGCAUAUCAAGUACAUAAACAAAGAAAAUAAAUAUAUGUACAUAUAGGGAUUUAUCACUUAAAAAUAUAUCUCUAAUACGUUAAAUGUUUUUAAGGGAAACUAUCACUUUUCACGAUUUUUAGUAUUAUGCUUACAUAUCCCUAUAUUUAUGUUUUUGUAAGGUGCAAAAAAAUAAAAAUAAAUGUUGAAGUCCACACCUCUUUAUCCUGCAAAUAAACAACUCCAUCUCACCUCCCUGUUAAAGGGACACUGUAGCAUUAGGAAUACAUAUCUGUAUGUCUUGCUUCACAGUCCGUAUGUCUCUAGUUUUAGCCCCCACAUCCCUUUCUGCCUACCUACCUGCGGAGGGGGGGUGUGAGAAUUACUCACCUUCUCUCCAGUGCCAAGUCCCCCUCGGCGCUGCCGUGGCCUCCUCCUUGCCAGCACAGAAGGGGUAUCUACAAGUCAGAUUGGAGUAACACGUUAAAUUGCAAUAUUUCCAUUUGUAACACCAUUCCCAACCUUUUCUGCUUUCUGGCAGUCCAUGUGUAACUUUAAUUCAUUUAAUUUAAUUGUUGCUCUCCCGUUGCAGACUUGUUCCCACCCCACGUUACUUUCCUCUGAGGAUUCACUGUGUCCGGGCUCUGACGCUGCUCUCUGAAAGUACGGGCGUCUUCAUUCCAAUAAUACCCUUUAUCCUGGAGGUAAUGUGUUCUUCUCGUCCAUGUUUCUUAUUGACCUUUCUUGUCAGAUCACAUCUGGAGUUGAAAGUGCCUCCGAACUUUUAUGUAUCGCGAAAUGUUUCAAAUGGAUGGGACUCGUUUACAUCCAAAACUGCUUUGUGACAUUGCAAUGCGAAUGGUGUAAAGCUACGUGCAUGUUCUUCGAUACAAUUAAUUUGAAGUUUAAAAGCUUUCAUGGGCGAUCAGCUGGUCUUCCGGAGCCCGCACAGUCAACUUCACUAAAGUGUCAAUUCUUAGGAGUUCAUGUGAAUUUCAAAUUUUAGGUCCGGAAGAAUUUAUUCAAUUUGGCUAUUGAGGCCUAAAAUUACAAAUUCACUUUGAAUGCAAUUUGAACUCCUGACUGUUCACACUUUAGUGAAUAUUCCUGUUUCUUCAGUGAGUUAUGCUUGUUUUCAGAACUAGUCUAGUCAUCUAGUUAAAGGGAAUCUCCAGUGCCAGGAAAACAAGCCCGUUUUCCUGGCACUAGAGAAUCCCGCAGUGCCCCUCUCCCUCUCGCCCCCCAUUCCACAUCGCUGAAGGGGUUAUAAACCCUUCAGACACCUGAAUCCAGCGCUGAUGUCCUUCGGCGCUGGGUCAGGCUCUGCCCACGCUCUUCCCCGCCGGUGGGGAGAUCUAAUACGCGUGCGCGCCAACAGCCCUGCUCACAUUAGGAUCUCCCCAUAGGAAUGCAUUAUUCAGUGCUUUCCUAUGGGGAUUCCGGUGACGCUGGAAGUCCUCAUGCAUAGCGUGUGGACGUCCAACGUCAUUUAGACGACAGUCGUCUAAGAAGCCAGAAGUCCCUCUAGUGACUGUCUGGUAGACAGCCACUAGAGGAGGACUUAACCCUGCAAGGUAAUUAUUGCAGUUUAUAAAAACUUAAGAGUGAUGGGAGUUGGCACCCAGACCACUUCAAUGAGCUGAAGCAGUCUGGGUGCCAACUGUGUCCCUUUAAAAAUUAAAGUGAUCCUAUUUUCUGUGUAAACUAGUAAUUUAAUGUUGCCAUUGCGUUUGCAUUUCCACUCCACAAAAUGGUAUGUGUCUUACAUAGUACCUAAAAUCCCCAGUGCACUAAAUGUGUAUGUGUGCUUUUUGCUUGUAUAAAAGGAGUCGAAAAUAGUUAGCAUCCAUUUAAACUGACUCAUAUUUGUAUGCCAGGUUUAUAUACGACAACUAAGCACUUAUAAAUGUUUCUAAUAUUGUUUGCUUUGCACACAAAAAUACCUAUUGGUUUUACAAGGAUUUAAUUGGGUAACAUUUGACCUUAGGAUAUACUUCCUGCCAGGGUGAUUGCUAUUAAAGUCUCCGUGGAAUUUUUUUCUGUACCAGUAAAAUACUGUGUGGGGCAGAGUGGGGGAAUUUUUUUAGGGGAAAAUGUGUUUUGCUUCUAAUUACUGCUUUGAAUAGAACUUUAAUUUGAAUUUGACCCCCGCUCCCAGAACCGUAGAGUUUUGUAAAUCAGUGUUACAGUCAGUCACAUUUUGACCACACUGCACCGAUACAGCAUUGUGCAUUUUCUGGCAAGAGGAAUUCAACUGCUGAUGUCACUAGUGACAUCACUGGAGUCCCCUACUUACAGAAGUACUAAAUACUAGAUUUAAAAAAAAAAAAAAAGUUUAAAGAUGCCACUUUGUACUUUGAAGUUUUCUAUUUUUAUUUUAAUUUUUUUGCACAUCCAGCACAACAAAUUUGAAUUAGUAUACAAGAUUAUCCCAAAACUAUUUACAUAUAUAGUAGUACUUAGUUAAAUUUAUUGUUUUUUUUUGUUUUUUUUGGGUUUUUUAAGUAGCAUUUGUUUCUAAAAAAUUUUAAAAGUGGGUUUAUCUAAUUUUCCCCAAAAAGCCAUAACUAAUGAUGUUUUUAAAUAUUAUACAAUAACAAUGAUUGUACUAAAAAUAUAGAUAUGUAUUGUAUGGGAGUGCUGAAAAAAAGGAAACUUAUAAGUGAAGAACCGUAAAAAUGGCAGAAUGACUCUUAAACGUAAAGUGCUAGAGUGCAAAACCAUCCUGUCCCUUUAGAGGUUGGGCGAGCGAUUGAAAUUAAAGCAAUAUUAAUUACUUUGACAGUGAAAAUCAAAUGGCACGAGAUGGUAUUGAAGAACCUAACGAUUCAGAUGCCAGAGUUUGUGCCUGCAUUUCAGGAUGUUGUAACAUCCUACGCAUUGAGAUUUCUCACUGCGUACUGCGGCACUGUCUGCAUGCAACAGGUUAACAAGCUGAGUUUCUAUUAGCAGAGCUGUAGAAAUGUGCCGAAAGAGUUGCUAAGCACCAUGUCUUCCCACCAUCAUAUCCUGCAAGAUAUUGCCUCAGGGUGAUAAAAUUCCCGCUAAUCAUAAUCAGGGCAUGGAGAGCUAUUUUGUACAUCUACAGCUGCACUAUGCCCACCCUCUCUAAAUUUUCCUCCUGGUGAGGAACGUAAUGAUUCCAUACUACCCCCAUCUCUUAAUUUAGUUUUCCACUUAGGCCUUCUUCAUUAUGCUAUCUGGUCUGGGUUCUGAAGCCAGAUCCGGCAGAGACAGGGCAGGCGGGGAUGAGGUUUGGGUGGAGGGGGUUGUUGAUGAUCUGGCCACAGUUUGGCUUUUGGUAGAGGAGGGAUGGGAAAAGUAAGCACCGGAGGUUCGUGUAGCCUAGUGAUGCUCAGUCUGUCCCUCAGCCAAGACCUUAUUCAGUCAGUGGAAGGAAAUGCUUCUGCAGCUGUAGGACUCUGUCCAGCCCACAUCCUCUCGGCCUCUGCCAGCUAAAUAGCUUCUCUUUAGCCCACUCCCCACCCGGCAGGUUCCUGGCUCCGGUAUCCUGCACUCUUCCACUGACGAUUUUCGCACACUAGUCCUGUGACAGCCUGAUAUUGUAGGUCCCUAGAUCUGUGGUUCUGGUUCGUAUUUUGUAGGUCUACCCAUAAUUAACCCGGAAAUAAUAUAUAAUAAGGAAUCUGUCUCAAAGGAAAAUGGUGGGUUUUGUACUUUGCAACAGUGUGGGUAUCUCCAGACGUAACCUCAAGUAUGACUGUCAAGUUUAUGGUUUGCUAAAGAUUUACAGAUCUGGGAUAGCUUCUUGGAAUCAUUUAGUCUUAAAAACUAUACUGCCUCCUUCUCUUCAAAACACCACAUUUUGAUAUUUGGUUUUCAUUGGUAUCUGUGAGCCAUUUUUCAGAGUCAAGUAGAGUGGAAUAGAUUAAUCAUGGUGAUUGUGAAAUCACAGCCUGCUGUUGAAAUUAUUUUAAUAAGUUUUACUGAAAGCUAACAUGUGUGUCCUGGUUCCUUCAUUAUAUAAUACUGAUGUGUAGAUACUCUGGUCAUAGGAUAAGUCUGGUUAGUACAUUGGCUGGAAAGAUGAUAGAUCGUACUUAUGCAGCCCGUGUCCCCCCAGCCGUCCCCCCCCCACCCCUUUUAGUGGAGGUUGUACCGAUACAGGAUGGGUUACUCUGACCAAAACAGUGUUUUUGGUUGGAGUAACCCUUUAACCCCUUAAGGACACAUGACAUGUGUGACAUGUCAUGAUUCCCUUUUAUUCCAGAAGUUUGGUCCUUAAGGGGUUAAAGAGGAAACUAUCACUUAUUUGUAAAUUACACCUGUGGUACCCAACCUUUUUUCACUUGAGUACCCCAUGGCAGUCUAUUUCCAUAAAUUGUACCCCUCACAUUAGCAAAAUGUUGUAAUUAAUAUAGUUGCAUUUAUUUCAAAUUUAUACAUUUUUCUCUGUUCAAUCUCCCCUUUUUCUCUGCCCCAUGCUCUUCCUGCCUCUCCUCCGUCCCAGACCCUCCGUGCCUCUCCUCCGUCCCAGACCCUCCGUGCCUCUCCUCCGUCCCAGACCCUCCGUGCCUCUCCUCCGCCCCAGACCCUCCGUGCCUCUCCUCUGCCCCAGACACACAAAGUGUUACACAUGCAGACACGCAUAUAGAUACACAAACACACCCGCAGAUAUGCACACUGAAAUACAUACAGGUGCACAGAUACAAUGAUACACAAACCUAAUGAUACAGACAGAAUAAAACACUGACACACAAAUCCAUAUCCUGACACAUAAGCAGAUACAUACACUGACACACAUGCAGAUACACAGAUACAUAUCCUGACUCACACAGAUGCGUGCACUGACACAUACAAAGAUACCCACACUGACAUACAUAUGCGAACACAGAUACAGUGACACACGUGUAGAUACUGACACACAUGCAGAUAUAGGAACCUAUCUGUAUGCAGAUAGACACUGACACACAAGCAGAUACUGACACACAUGCAGAUAUAGGCACUGAGAAACAUGCAGAUACAGACACUGACACACAUGUAGACACAUACCCUGACACACAGACACACAGAGAGACCCACACAGAUACACACCCUGACACACGCCCCGACACAUGCCCCCAUACACACACAGAUACAUACACUGACACACUUAAGGAUACAUACCUUGAAACACACCCUGACAUACAGAUUGUGAUCCUUGUCAGCAGGUAGAACGGUCCUCUAGGGCAAAAACAUGCACAGUCUUUUAAUGCAACUUCAUUCCAGGCACUUUAUUUGUAAGUUUACUUAUGAGGCAGCAGCAAAUGAAAACAUAAAUAUAACAGGUUUCCAUUUAAACAAAAACCUAGCUAGUCUGAGCACUGACUCACUUUGAAUAUCCCUCUCUAUCAGGGUCAAACUAACAAAAACAUAUUGCACCAACCGUAUUAGAUAGCAACACUCUGCUAGCUAGCCUGUUGCUUUUCUUUCUUCACUCCCAGUGCUCCAAGCCAGCCUUGCCCUGACUGCUUUCCUUUCUGCACUCCCAGUGCUCCAAGCCAGCCUUGACUGCUUCCUCCUGCACUCCCAGUGCUCCAAGCCAGCCUUGACUGCUUCCUUUCUGCACUCCCAGUGCCUAGUCUCCUUGACUCUCUAUCUGGAGAGAACAGCCUCUCUCCUACCUGCUUCCUGGGAGAAGCCAGCAAUCCCUUUUUUACCUGCCUAGCAGGGAGGGGUUUAUUCCCACUGCAACAGCUGAUUAACUGCAGCUGAGCAGUGGGUUGGAGACGGUCCAAAAAACCCUGGCCUGGAUCUAUGUCUCCCCAGAAAACCACUAAACUGUGGAGUGGAGCACUGGCCCACCCUUCUCUCCAAAUGCUCCACCCCAGGGGCCCAUAACUAAACAAAGCUUUGUGUUGUGCAACACACAAACUACACGUACUUCCCCUGGGGUUAAAAGGCCUAUCUGCCUUCACUUUAUCACAAGAUACAUACCAUGACACACAGAUACACACCCUGACGCACAUGCAGAUACACAGACACAUAGAUACAUAAACUGACACAAAUAAAGACACAUACCCUAACACACAGACACACUAACAUGGAGAUACACACUCUGACACACAUGCAGAUACACAGAGACACACUUACAAACAUGCAGAUACACACAUAUACAUAAAACACAUACACUGACACACGCUGACACACAGAUACACACACACACAUAGAUACAUACACUGAAACAAAUACAGAUACAUACCCUGACACAGAGAUAAACACCCUGACACACAUGCAGAUACACACACACACACACACACACACACACACUGCCAAACAUGCAGAUACACAUACACAUACACAUACACUGAUACACUUAAGGAUUCAUACCCUGACACACAUUCAGAUACACACGUUGACACACACAUUGAAACACAUACAGAUACAUAUCCUGACACACAGAUACACAUACUGACACACAUUGUGUGCAUACACAUGCAAAUACACCAGAGCUUGACAAAUAUGCUUAUAAUCUAGGAGUCAGUAUUUUUAUUUUUUUAUUUUUUAACUAACAAAGCUUAAUUUUCAGAGACAAAAAUAGAAUUCUUAGAUGGACACUAUAGUCACCAGAACCACUGCAGCUUCAUAUAGUGGUUCUGGUGUCUAUAGCUUGUCCAUCCAGGCUUUUUAAAUGUAAACACUGCUUUUUCAGAGAAAAGACCGUGUUUACAUUGCUGCUUAGUAAUACCUCUAGUGGUCAUCACUCAAACCACGCUCUGCAAACAGGUAAGUAAAAUUUAUUUUCUCAGAGGGGGACCAGUCACCUAAACAGAAACACUAAUUUUAAUAUUCUUUUAAUUGAAACCCACCCAGCCUCCCUAUAUUUUGGAGAGGUGGCAUGGAUAGGCUUCCCCUGGGGUUGCGGGUCUAUUGCACACAGCGCCCGCUGGUCCGUCUCUGCCCUCCCUGACAUACAGAUACACACAUACAGACUAACAGACAUACAGAUAUACAAAUUCUAUCUUUUGGCUGACUGGGUCUGGUGGUAUUUGGCAUCCUGAUCCUCUCCCGAGCAUUGUGCUCUGGGUGCGAGUUGGGAGGAAAUAGUUACAAGCUUUUACUUCCUCCCAGUUCUUGCUGCAGGUAACACAGUGGUCUGGUCGCACCAUUAAUCCAUCGCAGCGCGCGACCGGACCCUUGAAGGCACACGUGUAUUGGGUGGCCCAAAGUGCAUGGGCUACCCAAUACACUCAGGCAGCGGUUCCCAGCCUGUGCGGCGGCCGGCACCGCCACUGUAACCCAGACCUUUUCGCGUACCCCCAGGGGCACUGAAUUGUACCCCUUGGGGUACGUGUACCACAGGUUGGGAACCGCUGAAUUACACUAUUGAAAUAAAACUUAUGUUAACCGUUUUGCAUGUGAUGCUCUGUUUUUGUUCAAUUAUAUUCAAUGGCAGAAAGGGGGCAAAUUUAUAAAAAAUAUUUUCAAGAAGCUUAGAUGGAGACGGCCAGUUUCUGGGCAGAUUUGUGUAUUUCUACAUUUAAUUUUAUUUGUCAAACAUCACAAAGACAUAAUUUCAAAAUAUAGGUGAAAUGUAAACAUAAGAAAAUGACGGUUCCCCCUUUAAAUACAGCGAUAUCUGUAGAUAGAUCAUCGGUUUUAAAGUAUUUAUUAUGUACGCCUACGUAGGUUCGCAAGCCCUAUGGAAAUAUAUCAAAUUAACUAUUAAUGAUGGCCUACAGUUAAAGAAAAUAACUUCAGGGGGUGGUAGGGAAUCCUCUAUUCCUUCCCACACUGCUCCAAUUAAAACUAGGUAUUCACUUUUACACCCAAAACAGCAUAGCCAUUACAGCUUAUUGUAGUUUAUGAAAUUGUGGUUUAUGAAAUUUGACCUCCUAAAUUUACAUUUAUUUUGGAGGAGUGGGGAGGGGGGUUGUCAUUGUCUUUGGGACCCAGGCUUUACCCAGCUCACACUGACGUCUCAUUGAGCUGUCCCAAGUACGUUUAGAGUAUGACAAUUUACAGUCUGCUUGCAUAUUGCAAGUUAACCUCUUUCACUUGUAGGAGCUGUGCUGUGAGCAUGUGCAACAAUGCUCUCUACUAUGCUUUAGAGCACAGUGUUCUGAGCUGUAUAGGGAGCUGUGUUUUGAGUCCAUAAUCCGUCACCGCACAGCGAAGGAGGCUUGACUUGCAUAGUGUGAGUGAGCUAUUGAUUCUGACUGUUCAGGUCCUUGGACAAUUCAAUGGAAGCAGUUAUGUAUGUGUCUAGGGAGUGGGCAAUGGACAUUGUACACAAAGAAACACUGUUGGUCAGUUUUCUGAACACUGUCCUAGCCUCUUUACCAUUACAGUAAGCCUGUAGGCACCCAGACCCCUUCGUCUCAUUGAAGGGGUCUGGGUACAGUGUCCCAGUCCCCCUUAGCCCUGUUUUUAGAAAAACUGCAAUGUUUACAUUGCAGGGUUAAGACUGCCUCCAAUGGCUGUCUACCAGGUAGCCACUAGAGGCGGUUCCUGCUGUCUCAUGGAGUUUGACCUAAUGAAACGACACGGGUGGUCCUCGUGUUUUGAGUCCAGUGUCUUUAAAUCCCCCAUAGGAAAGCAUUGAAUUAAUGGUUUCUUAUGAGGAACCUUUUAUCUGUAAGGGAGGGUGGGAUCGCGAUGGCGAGGUGGCAGAGGAAUGUUUAGUGUUGGAAAUACAACUUUCCUUUAGUAUUGACAUUUCCUUUAAUCUUGACCUUUGGUUUUGUUGGAAUAGAGAAGAUUAUAGGGUGAAAAUUUCUACACAUUAGGUAUACAUUUUAUGUACUCUGUUUGUCAACCAUUAUGUCAGACAGAACUACAGUUGCCAUGAUGCUCCACCAUCUGAAAAACUGGCUAAGCAUCAUGGGAAAUGUAGUCUGCUGCAGGCUGAUUAAUCCUGAGUUGAUAGCGGAUUGUAAAACUUUGGGGUGAGAAGGGGUGAUACUCAAAAAACCUUUUUACUAGAUGUGCCGUUGUAUCCUGGUGGUUAUGUUUCUCUUUAAGGUAUUGGUCUAGGUAAUCUUUGUUUAGCCUUUUUGUUGCUAGAAAGGGUUAACUGCUUUUCAAUGUGCUGGGAAUGAUGUCACCGGCAGCCAUUUAUCUCUUAAUGACAUGCCAGGGCAGCAGAUAUUGAGGCUUUUCUUGCACAUGAUACCGAGAUCCUACACAAGGAAACUGGGCUAGCUGACAGCAGCCAGAUGUGCCUUUCUCGGAACCCGGCAGCCCACCACCUACUGACUGCCUGUUUGGCAGAUCCUGCCAGGACUUGCUGAUGGAAAAACACAUGCUCUACAUGACACCAUGCGCAUGUUUAGCGUGGCACCCCGUGGAUUCUUCUCUAACACACUGUGGCCUCCCGUAAUUGUCUCCAUGUGCUUAAAUAACACUUCCAGUUCUUUUGCAAAGUCCCAGCAGUCUGGCUGUCUGUAUUAAUCUUAAAAUGACAGGGCACAUGGAAACGGUUAAUAUAGAGCACAUGGAAACGGUUAAUAUAGAGUUAACCCUUGCACUGCCAGAUAGGCGCCUCAUGUGUUGCUCACUUUCAGGGAAAUGACAGAGUUGAAAUAUGUUGGACGCCUCCUGCCAGUAGUGUACGUUCUGUCUUCCUUUAGGACAUUAACCAUACGCUUUUGUUCCUCUACUGAAUUUCAAGACUGUGAUUCAUAGCCAUAUUUAAUUACUAGGAUCUUUAAAAACCUCUGAUUGAUACAAAUUAUCCACACUAUUUGGACUCUUACUUUUGUGUUCAGAGUUUAUUGACCGUGUCCGUGUCUGCAAUAUACAAAUCUUUCAUUAUUCACAUGCAUUAGGAGUGUAGUAGGUCACAACUCUUAAGGUUCUUCUCACCAACCCAUUGGAAUAGACCUCUUUGAAAGUGUGCAGGUUCACCCAGUGUGAAUGGGGAGACAGCCGAGGCCUAGGACAUGGAACUUCAGUUAAAUCGUCUGUAAGGAACUAAAUAGUGGAGGCAUCCUUGCUUGAGAACAGGUGCAGCAUUAUAGCACUACCCAGAACACACUUGAAAACGAGAGAAAUCUCAAUGUAUCUUUCCUGAUAAAAUAUUUUAUAAAUAAAUAAGUGAAAAGCAACAUGUAGGUAUUGGCCUUCAUCAUGCUUGUCACUGUGACUUUAAAUAUCCGCUUUAUGUCUAUUUUGGCCUCCAUUUUUGCUACGUACGCCAGAGAUGGGUGUCUGGAGGCGUGCGGCACCCGCAGAAUUGUUAUCCAUUAUGUGCACGUUGUGCUCGCUAAUGAAGUAUAUUGACGAAGCUGACUUAGUGCUUUCCAGAUAUAUUGUUAAAUCUCUGGCUCACAAACUAUAUAAGGAUUCUCAAAUCCUUGGCCGAUAUUGAUCACUAUAAAAAUGUCUUGCUAAUUGUGUUCUUAAAUUAAUGUGGGUAUUGCAUUGUAGGAAAAAAACAGGAAUAAAGUAGAGUGGUUAAUCAGCUUGCUACACCUGAGGUGUGUUUUGACGAUGACCUUUAAAGACCAGGCAGGAGGUUUACAGAUUUUAUUUCACUAAUGGUUCUGUAAGACCCUUUUUCAAAUUAAUAAAUGUAUUUCACAGUGGAAGCCUCUCGUAGAAACACCUGAUAGCGAUUUUAUUUUAUUUUGCUUGUAAAAUUGUGUUUUUUUGCGGUUUUAUUUAACUGUUGGUGAAAUACACGACUCAAGUGAACUAGUAGCCAGACUGCCCUUUACUCCCUUAAGUACGAGUGAUGGAAUAAUUCCAUUAUAGCAAGCUAUCCUUUUAAAGAUCGUAUAUCAACUUGGAAUGUCCACUCAUUUCAAGGUCUGUAUAUGGCUGCUAAUGCAGAGUAGGAGCACAUACAUUACUGGCCUAGGGUCUUUAGGGAAGAGAUCGUGAUGUCCAAAUGAAAUAAUGCUGGUCUUUAAAGGGCCGGAGAUAUCUAUAUAAGAUGAUAACUUUUUUGAAAGGCAAAAAAGGCUUUUAAUGUACUGUAUAGUUCCAAAAGCAACCACAGUUAAAUGUGAUAUACUAUACAGCAAUGAUGUAAAAAAAUAAAUAAAAAAAAGAUAAUUUUAGACAGUGGAGUUUGUCCUUUAUCCUGUUAACCCUGGUCCUUCCAUUCUUCCCCCUUUUUUUUUUUUCGGCCUUAACAGAACGCUUCAUCCACUAGAACACUUUAGCUUGCUGAAAUGUAUUGUGUAUAAAAUAUGUACUCUUUUUUUCAUUUAGCAAAAAGUGCAGGUUUUAGUAGAAAUUGGCAUUUUAACCAGAGGAACUCUAUAGGCACACAAACCACCUUAUUUCAAUGAAGUGGUCAAGGUGCCAAUGUCCCUCAGUUUUAACCCUGCUAUUGAACAGUGCUGCUGAAUAUGCUGGUGGUUUAUAAUUGCCAAUAAUAAUAAGUGGUAACUAGAGGUACUUCCGAUGAAAUAGCUGAGUAAAACUCUAUUUCAACCAGAUAGUUUCAAACAAGAAGGCGGAGCUUCCACACGUAAACCAGCGCAUCGAGGACUGGAAGGUAAACAAAACUCACCCGUCCGACCCUUACACAGGAGGCACAUUAAGUGGACACUAUAAUCAUUAGAACAACUACAGCUUAUUGUAUUUGUUCUGGUGAGUAGAAUCAUUCCCUUCAGGCUUUUUGCAGUAAACACUGUUUUGUCAGAGAAAAUGCAGUGCUUACAUUAGUCUAGGGAUAACCCCACUGGCCACUCCUCAGAUGGCUAUUAGAGGUGUUUCCUGGGGCAGUUCUGCACAGUGUGACUGACAUUUAGUGUCUCCACCCUCUGAUUGGAGACACUGAACUUUCCUCAUAGCUAUGCAUUAAUCUCUAUAAGGAGAUGCUGAUUGGCCAGGACUGUUUGGUCUGUGCUGGCUCUGCCUCCUUGACAAUCUCAGCCAAUCCUUUGUGCAUGUCUCUUUUGCCCCUUCCACUGCUCCUCUAUGCAGUGUUAAUUUUGGCAGCAAAUUUUAAUUUAGUUUUAGUCAGUUUUUUGACUAAAAUGCCAUUUUAGCUUUUAGUCGCAUUUUAGUUAUCUGAAUUUUUUUAGUUUUAGUCCACUAGAUCCUUGACAAUCUCAGCCAAUCUAAUGCUUUCCUAUGGGAAAGGAAAGUGAUUGGCUGAGAUCACCACUUCAGAUGGUGUCAGCCAAACAGACAGACCAGGGAAGAGCCAGCAGCAGCAGGCUGGAAUAAAGGUAAUAUUUCACUAUAUUUAGGGGGGCUAUAUAGAGUUUUUAACACAAUAAGGUCAGGAAUACUUGAUUAUGUUCCAGACUCAGUAAAGUUCCUUUAACUCUGUAACACACCCCUGUCUGUCAAUCAGACAACCGUUCCUGUUACUUCCUGUUUUGAUUAGCUCAGUGGAGAUAAACUCAAGAGGCAGUCAAUUGCCCAGAGCACUUGCCUUUCAAAGACUUCUCAUUGAGCUGCACUGGGAGUCUGUGAUUGGACAGCCACAGAAAGUCUGGGGAGAAGGGGGAGGGUUUUCAAAGGCUGCAGAUAUGAGAUCUGUAGCUUUUUCAAGCUGUUUAUAGAUAUAACCACAAUGAAAAAAUACAUUAUUAAAUACAUGCAUGUUUACAUCGGGAUUAUAUCUACUAAACAUUGUUUUUUACAUUUUGUUUUUGGGUGGUGGGCUGUCCUUUUAAUAUACUAUAUCUCAGAGAUAAGUACAAUACAGUCCUCUAACUGUACAAUGACAGAGUUGGGACAUAACAUCUGAUUCUUUAUCUGUUUUUCUGCAGUAGGGCAAACCCACAAUUUGUCAGUCAAAAAGAAUAUGCCAUGUCAUGGAUGGGUGAUUGCUGUCACCACGGUGCAACUAUUUCGUAAUUGGAGAAAUUUGCCAACUAUUUAUGCCUAACCUUUUCCAUCCCAAUUUUUAAUUAACUGCUUUUUAAAGUUUAGUGAAUAAACCUGAUUUCAUCUUAUAUCAUAAAGUGGACAAUUUUUAUUGACAAAAUUGGUAUCUGUUAAAGUCCCAGCUGUCCAUGCAGUUUUUAAUUCUUCUCAAAUUGUUACUGCUUCUGUGAAGUUCCGGCUGCCUUUUUUUUUUUUUUUUUAAACCUACUGAAUGGAGCAUAUUUUACCCCGUCUCCUAUGUCAGCCUGUUUCAUGUUUAUUUCCUGUUGCGAAUAUUGAGAUUUUGGUGCUGUGCGUCAAUGUGUAUUGUAUUGUGACACACGAUGCAUAUUAAAGAGCUCUGCUCUAGGAUAUUCAAGUUAUCCCGCACUACAAAUCAUCUAAUCAGCUUCCACAUUCCUCUAAUUAGUCCUAGCUCACCUCAAUAUACCUCCUUGACAGGCCAUUUAGUACUAUUCUCAAAUAGAAUAAAGAUUCACCGUUAUUUAAGUAGUGGGGGCAAACUGUCAUAAUGUGAGAAAAACACUUAAAAAUGGCUCUACCGUCAGGAGUUGUGUAAAGCCAUCAAGUAGCAAUUUUACAAAUAAAAAUGUUCUGUACCUUAAUUUUUCAGUUUUUAUAUAUAUAUAUAUAUAUAUAUAUAUAUAUAUAUGUGUAUGUGUAUUUUUUUAUUUAUACCUUUCUUGGGAGCUGCUACAGAGAAUUUGAUAAUUAUGAACCAAUUACAAAAUGGUCAUCCCCACACUAAAAAGCAGGUUUUCUGCAAAUGGCAAAUGUGCUAUAGUUUGAAUAGAUUAAAUAUAUUUUUUAUACAUUACGGUUAACCAAUGAUAUUGUCUCUUUAAGAAUCCAUAAAAUAAUAUAAAACAUGGAAAACUAGCUCCAGGCAGUAUUUACAACUCCUUUUUAAAUAAUGUAUACGUUAAUCAAUAAAACAAAUACCUCUAAAUAUCUAACAUGCUUCCUCUGGCCUCCAUAUCUGAUGAAAAUGGCCUUCAAUCCUCGCACUUCCAUUUACUUGAGCGUGGAAAUUAGGAACCAUUUGUGUGUACAAUAUGACAUGCUCUGUAGUUUUCGUUGUAGAAAAACACUUUUGCGUAAUAUGCUUCCACCCUUAAAGGACAGACAAAAAUUGUUCGAAUAGUAUCGUGAGAUGUAAUGGCUACUCGUUUUUGUUUGUUUGUUUGUUUUUACAUGGUGCUGUCUCCGAUGCAUUCACAAACAUUCUGCGAGGAUCUACGUUUACGAUUUAUCCAUUUAUUUAUGAUUAUAAAAUCUUUUUCAGAUAUUGCAACAGGUGAACUUUAACAAGAGGCCGGGUCGGAUCAGCGUGAAGCCCAUCAACUUUGCGGUGAUCCUGAAAUUGUCUAACACCAACCUCCAGGAGAAAGUCUACAGGGUAACAUAUCAUUAGCUGCGCUAAAACCUGUACCCCGAUACCCACAGGGCUAUUCACUCAACCAGCAACUAACUAUGGAUUUGUCCAAAAUAGUACAACUGGAAAGAUUCUCAAAUUUGGCUUUUUUUUUUCGCUUGGAUAUCUUCGCCUAAAAUUUGUAAUUCCCUUGUCCAUUUCCAGUUUAACCAAUAACCAGCCUAUGGUGUUAAUUUUUUGAUACGCUUUAUGUGUAGGUAAAACACAGCAGAUUUCUGCCUGGUAUUAAAUGAAAACAAUCUACUUUCUCCUGUAUUCUUUGUCCUGUGCCUUGAAAAUUACUCUCCUAUCACCCAAGAUUACCUUGGUGGAACAUCAGCUACAUUUCCAUCAAUGCUGUACAGCGGUGUUAAUUUUGGCGGCAAAUUUCGUUUUAGUCAUAUUCUUUUGACUAAAAAGCUAUUUUUGUUUUAGUCGUAUUGUAAGCAUCAGAAAUGUUUUAGUUUUAGUCGACUAAAUCUCCAGUAGAUCUGUCUUUUUUCCUUCCCCGGCCCCUCUGUCUCUUUGUGUCCUCCCAGGCCCUCUAGGUGUCUCUCUCCCAAGCCCUGGUCUGUCUCUUUUGCCCCUUCCACAGCCCCUCUAUGCAGUGUCAAUUUUGGCAGCAAAUUUUAAUUUAGUUUUAGUCAGUCUUUUGACUAAAAUGCCAUUUUAACUUUUAGUCGCAUUUUAGCCACCUGAAUUUUUUUAGUUUUAGUACACUAAAUCAAUAAAUUUUAGUCAAAUAACAUUUGACUAAAAUUAUUAAUCGACAAAAUUAACACUGUGGCUUAUUGGCAUCCACGGAACUCACAAGAGUUGCACAUUGUAGUGGUCCAUUACCAUUUCACAAAAACAUUAAUUUGGUGUCACUUGCUGUCACUAUCUUCUUCUGGAAUGAUUUUAUAGCAAAAGAACCGUAUACUGUUAAAGUUACAUCUUCAUAUCAGCUUUAGAAGCAAUGCUGGUUCAGAUAGUAAUUGUUGUGCCUUAUUUUGUUGGCAAAUUGAUGAUUGCCCCCACUAUCCGUUAUUGAGGUGCAGGAGGGCGUGAUUGGGAUUUUCUUUAGUCAUGUGAUUUAUUUAUCAAUUUGCAUAUUCUUUUAUUUACUGGAUAUAUCACUGAUUCACACUCUGGUUUCUUUCACUUUGUAGGACGGACUCAUUGAACAGAUUUAUGACCAGAUUUUAGAAUAUCUGUACGGCCAGGCUCACUACAUAGGUUUCCCAGAACUGGUUCUUCCAUGCAUUCUCCAGGUAAUAAAAUCUGACUGAUGAUAAUUCUCGCUUUGUGUUUUAUUCUUUAAAGGAGCACUAUAGGGUGAGGAACCCAAACAUGUAUUCCUGACCCUGUAGGGUUACAACCACCAUCUAGUCCCCCUGGGCCCCUCAUGCCUCCAUAAAUAUAGUAAAAUCUUACUUGUAUUCAAGUGUGCAGCAGCAUACUUUGUCCCUGUUUCCUUUAGAUCUGCCCACUGCCUGCUGACAUCAUCAGAAGUGGUAGCCUGAUCCAAUCACAAUGCGUCCCCAUAGGAUUGGCUGAGACUGACAAAGAGGCAGAUCAGGGACAGAGCCAGCAUGCUUCAAACACAGCCCUGGCCAAUCAGCAUCUCCUCAUAGAGAUGAAUUGAAUCAAUGAAUCUCUGUGAGGAAAGUUCAGUGUCUGCAUGCAGAGGGAGGAGACACUGAAUGUUUGGAUGCAUUUUAGGCAGCCAUGACCCAGGAAGGAUCUCUAACAGCUAUCUAAGGAGUGGCCAGUGAAGUUAUCACUAGGCUGUAAUGUAAACACGGCAUUUUCUCUGAAAAGACAGUGUUUACAGCAAAAAGCCUAAAGGUAAUGAUUCUACUCACCAGAACAAAUUCAAUAAGCUGUAGUUGUUCUGGUGACUUUAGUGUCCCUUUAACAAUUCUUGCAAUGCACUGUCCCCUAGUGUCACCUCCAGACACUACUUUUGAAAGUCUGUUUCUCUUUUUUAUAAUGUAAGCGAUUAAAAUAUUGAGACAUUAACAUCUCCUUGUGCCAUAAAUAUAUCAUUUACCAUGAAAAUAAAUGGUUUACUUUUUUUUUUUUUAUUAUUUGCACUUAAAGGGACAGUAUAGUCACCAGAACAACUACUGUUUAGUGUAGUUGUUCAGGUGGGUAUCAUUAGUUUCCCUGCUGGUUUUUUGUUGUAAAUACUGUCUUUUCAGAGAAAAGGUAGUGUUUACAUAACCACUUAGGGACACACCCAGUGGCCACUGCUCAGAUGGCUACUAGAGGUGCUUCCUGAUGCAGUGCUGCACAGUGUGCAAAACUGAUGUUCAGAGUCUCAAUGCUCUGCAUGGAAAUGCUGAACUUUCCUCAUAGAGAUGCAUUUAUUCAAUACAUUUCUAUGAGGAGAUGCUGAUUUUCCAGGGCAGCGUUUGGGCACUCGCCUGGCCCUGAUUAUUCUCUGGCAGUAAAAUAGUUUAUUUUGUUCCUCCUCUUGAUCCUAAUAGACAGAGGAUUGCAGACACCGUACAUCUCUCCUGUGCUAGAGAAUUUUGUGUGUUGCCUCCUGUCUGAGAUUUCACUUGGAGAGGGCCCCUGAUUAAAUCUCUCUAUCCAGCUGGCAGGAGUUCACAGGCCGAGCUGUCAUAUGCAAUCUCUGCCCAGCAGUGCCUGUAUGUAAAAAGACAGAGCUUUCAUCGCCUGGGAUAGAUUCUAUACAACACAGACCGCAUUUCCAGCCCUGCUGUACUAGCAUCAUCCUCAGAACAGUUUUAAUCUUUGGCUUACUUGUAGGGUACCAGGAGACUGGUUUGUGUGCAGGAGGAUAAUGGGGGUUAGGCAUGAAUGAGAUUGGUUAGACAUCUCCCCAGAUAUGUCUGUUUAUUUCUUGCCUGUCUUUUAGUCCAAAAAGUCUGACCGUAUAAUCCUGCCAUCAUUUAAAGAGACACAACUUUUAAAGAGAUUAUAUAAUACAUUUCUGCAAUGUUUGUGGAAAAAAUACAUUUAUUUUCCAAGAUGCCAUUUUAUACAAUGAUCAACAAUAACAUUAAAACCACUGACUGGUUAAGUGAAUAACAUCAUUACAGCGGCACCUGUUAAGGGUUGGGAUAUAUUAGGCAGCAAGUGAACAGUCAGUUCUUGAAUUCCAUGUGUUGGAAUGGGCAAGUGAAAAGAUCCGAGUGGCUUUGACAAAGGCCAAAUAGUGAUCUGACUUGGAACAUCUCCAAAACGGCAAGUCUUGUGGGGUGUUCCCGGUAUGCAGGACUCAGUACCCACAAAAAGUGGUGGUUGGAAGUAAAACUGGUGAUCUGGCCUCAAGGUCAUGGGAGCCCAAGGCUCAGUGAUGCACAUGGGAGUAAAGACCACCCUUUCUGGUUCAGUCACACAGAAGAGCUUCUGUAGCUCAAAUAGCUGAAAAACCCUAAUGCUGGCCAUGAUAAAAAGGUGUCAGGGCAUCUCAGUACUGUGCGUAUGGUGCUGCAUAACCCAGACCGGUCAGAAUGCCCACGAUGACCCCUUUCCAUCGCCAAAAGUGCCUUCAAUGGGAAUGUGAGCAUCAGAACUGGACCGUGGAGCAAUAGAAGGUUGCCUGGUCUGAUGAAUCACGGUUUCUUUUAGAUCAGGUGGAUGGCUGGGUGUGUGCGUCCUUUACCUGGGGAAGAGUUGGCAGCAGGAUGCACUAUGGGAAGAAGGCAGGCCGGCAAAGGCAGUGUUAUGCUUGGGACAAUGUUCUACUGAGAAACAUUGGGUCCUGGCAUUCCUGCGGAUGUUUCUUUGAUACAUACCACUACCUAGAGAUUGUUGAAGUGAUUUUUUUUUUUUUUAAACAACUUACUCUACGAAGGUGCCAGGGCACUCCUGGCACCAUGACCACUAUAUUGGAUUGCAGUGGUUAUGGUGCUGAGUUUCAUUUUAUACACCUAACAUAUUAAAUGUAGAUAAAAUGUGAAAGUAAUGUUAAAAACCCUGGGAAGAGACCUUUUUAAGGGUUGGGUAAAGGCUUUUGCCUAUUGGCUUGUUUACAACAAAUUGGAGUCGCUUGGCAAGUUGAAUGAAGAGCAUUCUGGGAGGUUUAGCCAAGCAUUCUCUCAAGCUAUCGUUUCUUUCCACCUCAUACAGGAACACGACCUGGUGUAUGUUUGCACAAAACUUGCUGUAAGCCAGCUGAGUGUUGUGGGAGUUGUCUGCUAUAAAGUGGAAAGUUGCUCAGCCUUGUUAUGAAAGAGCGUGUGUCACUGUCAGCGUCUCUUCUUGCUAAUCACAGGCUGGUUUGGCUCCUGACUCCCGGGUGAAGUUCGUUCUCACUCUCUCUCUGUGUGUGACAUACUCUGUUCUCCCCCAUGCUGAGAGAGAAAGCGAGGCAGCAGAGUUGUUUUGGCAGACUGCAAUUCCCAGCUCCGGAGCAGCUUACAGUUAUUACUUGCUUCCAUUAACCCUGUACGUGGGAGAACAUUCGCAGAUCGCAGGCAGCCGCUGCUUUCUGUGUCUCCAUUCAGGAGCGCUGGGGUUACAGGCAGGGUUUUGGAUGAUUGUCAAAGAUCUGUUUUCUUGUUGGAAGGCAGCAAGUGCUCACAGUUAUUCUAUUUUGAGCCCGCAGCUGCGAGGGAUUCAGGAUGUUUUAGUAACUGCAGGUCAUUCAUUCCAUUUUAAUUAUGGUGCCGUUCGCUGAACAACAAAUUCUACUUUCUCACUUCCACAAGACGCCUUGUUUUUUUUAUAGCGUCCCUUAUGCCCUCUUUCUCAGUACCAUAUUGGUUUUCGUAAUCCCACUAUAUCCUGUAGCUUGUGAAAGUAACUAUACAGUGCUGGAUGUGGCCCUCUGAUUACAUUCCCUGGGCCGUGUGUAUGUGAGUGUCGAUACAAAGUAUAGAAUUUGUACUUUGCCUGCGCAGACCAGGGAGUUCUGCGCCCCUGCCUGAUCAUGGAAAGCUGGGCCUUCACUUUCAUUCGCUGCUCUGUGUUUUAGUAAUCGGAACGCCGCAAUUGGAAAUAGGAUAGACACAUUACACGGUCCAGAGGGAACCAGAUGUAGCAGGCUGUAGGUCAUACACAGACAGGCUGGGCUGCCGCGUAUAUAAAGCUGACGUUAGCAUGGAAAUUUAGAAACUUGCAUCCUGCAACCUACCUCUUCUCAUGCGUCAUCCAUUAGACCACACGUUGACACAUAGGAGACCCCCUGGCUGUCUGCGGCUCAGGGCUCUGUAAGCCGCUUCCCUCCCUGAUCCCUGCCCGAUCCCAGAUGUGUGUACACGCCACUCCAGGAGGAUAGUUGGGAACAGGGCCCACAGUCGGCUGCCAGAGGGGGUUUCUCUCAGCACGACUGCAGAUGUGCAAACAGCCGCUCUGAGCUUUGUGGUGCUGCGGCCUCGGGGUUUGUGUACAAAGGCGGGGGCUUUGUGGGGGGAAUUGCUCAAGAGGCCAAGGAUUAGCAGCACAUUUUCUUGCUCUCUUACAUUUUUUUUUUUUUUUUAACAUCACAUCGUUAUUGGGCUCCCAUACAAAAAAAAGUAUUUAAGUCGCUCAUUUUAGUCUACAGUGAACCUCAAGUUAGUAAUUGGUUAAAGGAGUUCGCUUGGAAAAAGUCAUGAUCAAUAAAGAUUCACAGAAGACAUAUUUGCAACACGGUUUUAUCAAGGUGAAAACAGGUUCUAUUCAGGAGCAAAGGGCUAAAUAAAGAGGAAUCACUGUGGAAAACCGUAAAAUGUGGUUCAGCGUUUAGUUCCCAAAAUAGAACCUGUUUAAUUCUCAAAGUGGUGCAGUAACCAUGGAAACCAAUUGAAUGUAUCAAGUGAUUACUAAACCAUUAGAAUUUUGCUUUAAAAAAAUCCUCUUGAUACCCUCCCCCAUUGUACAAACACCUGUUACCUAGUAUGCCUCGUUAAUGGGUUAACUCUAGCUUUAUUAGAGAGAGGGGUUAUUAACAUAUUCCUUAUAUAGGUGUGUUAUUUUCAUAAUUAGUUCACAUUAUGAGAAGAGGUCCAGUGUACAAUUCAUUACUGUGACAUAUAUUGGCAAACCUCAAGAGAGAUGUGUUUUUUGUUUUUUUUUAAUUUUGUUCUUUUGCCCUUGCAGCUGAAAUCUUUUCUGAAGGAAUGUAAAGUUUCCAAUUACUGCAAGCCGAUGCGCCAACUGCUGGAGAAAAUCCAAGAGAACUCAGCCUACAUCACCAGCAAGAGGCAGAAGUGCGCCUUUGGGGUGUCUGACAAGGCGGCCGUGGUGAGUACACCUCCAGUCCUUGGCAGACGCUAGAUCAGCCCAGCUCAAGGAAGCAGGCUGAAGGGUCAGUGUUGGGACCCAUAGGGUCCCAGUAAUGAUGGGAGUGAGCGCAGGACUUCUCUUUUUGUAUUUGAAUUUACUUUGUAUCACACAGCCUUGUUACAAUACUGCCGCCCAUCCCAUGUGUUCCCUGUUAAGGAUUAAUAAGUAUAUAGGGGUGUAUAUAAAAAAUACCCUUCUCUGUCUCAUUAGAGAUAUAUCUUUGCCAGAAGCUCAAGGAAGCAGGCUGAAGGGUCAGUGUUAGGACCCGCUUAGGGGGGUCUGCCUUUACGUUGGCAGGCGGGCAUUCCCUCCAAUGGCCAUUGGAGCAACUGAAUGACCUCCAUUUGUCUAAAUAUCCAUAGGGAUUAAGGAGAGACCGCAGGUAACUUUCUUUUCUUUGGUUUUUGCUAGAUCAGCCUGCCUUAACAUUCUAACCAUUUUCCUGCUGGACUUGACUACACCCAGAAUCCUUUGCAGCAGCACCAUACACUACGAUCCGAUGCCUGGUGUAAUAGUGAUGUUUUAGAAUAAAUGUGUGAUGCAUUUUUCCAUGAACAUGUGAUGAGCAUCAUACACAGUGUUCCAAGCACGAUAUAGUUUAUAUUUCACAGAACCUCAUCAUGCUUUUUCAGAAUAAGAUCUGAAAUGUGAGGUCAUGACACUGAUAGAGUAAAUGAAUAAAGCAUCUCUGCUACAAACCUAUAGUCUGUAUUUAGGUAUUAGUAAAUGCUUCUUUCCAAAUGUUAAUGAUUUGUUACCUGAACAGUUUUUCACGUCCUAGAUGGUUCCCCCUUUUUACACUGAAAGAAGAAGCAAAAAAAUCAUAUAACAGUGGGUCGUGUUAAAACGUACUUCUAACAACCAACACAUUCCUGAUAGAAACCAGACCAUGCAAAAUGUUUUGUUUAAAAUAUUACAGCUGCUAACUCUUUAUUCUUAUUUUUUACAAAAUUAACCCUUUAGCAGCUUGGUUGCAUUGCAAAUCAAGAACACUAGUGAGCUAUUGCCAUCACAUUUAGUUUGUCCUGGCAAUAGCCCUUUACUUGGUACUGAUCCCAAGGCCUAGUACAGUACUGGUACUAAUUGCUGAGUUUAGCUUAUUCUACAGAUACGGACUUAUCCACUAAAGUGUGAAUUGCUAGAAAUCCAAAGAAUUUAAAAUUUUAGGCCACAUUUGCUGAACUACAAAUCUAACAAACUUGGAGAAUUUGCAGGUUCGGUAUUUUUGGACUAACAUUUUGAAAAUCACUUUGAAUUCCUGACAAUACAUAGUUUAGUAAAUACCGUUGACUGUAGUUGGCCUGUACAACUGUUUUGAAAACUUGUAGCAGCUCAAUACACCCUGCUUUUUAGACGGCUACUGCACUCACUGAGUUCAUAGCCAUGGCAACACUUUCUGAACUGGCAAAUACUCUACAAUAUACCUAAUGAUCUAAUAAUAUCUAAUGUUCCCCUAUGCUUUGUUUUGCUAACUGAUUGGAAACUACAGCUGGUUAGUUGUCAGUAAUUUUAUUAAUAUUGAGCCUAUAAAUUAUAAUCAAAAUUAUAUAAAAUAUACAAUAUGUUGGAAAUAGUGAAUAUUCGGUGCUCUUAACACCUGUGUGGAUCACUCAACACACACAAAUAUAGUGUAACAAAGUGCAAAUAGAAAAAGUGGUGAGGGCACUCAAUAUAAAUAAAACAUUUUUACCAAUAUUGUCAUAGACAUAUACCUAAAAAAUGUAAAAAUAAAAGACCAUAGGGUAAUAUAGUUUGCACUUAUAUGUGAGUUUGACCAUUUAUUUGUGGUUUUAAUAUAAGUGCAAACUAUAUUACCCUAUGGUCUUUUAUUUUUAUAUUUUUUAGGUAUAUGUCUAUGACAAUAUUGGUAAAAAUGUUUUAUUUAUAUUGAGUGCUCUCACCACUUUUUCCAUUUAUUUGCACUUUAUAACCAAAAUUAGUUUGGACUGAAACAGACAGAGUAGAUGAUGUGGGCUGUUUCAACAAGCUUACAUUCUAAAGAAUCACAGUGACAUUGCACAUGGUUUCAUAGAGUGGGAGUGCGAUUACAUCUUUGAGAUAGGUGAGUUGAUAUUAAAUUGGAAUCCUUACAAUGUAGCAUUACAAAGAAUGAUCUGUGACACAAUGAACAGAAGGCACGUUCGGCGUUGUGAAACUUGCCAUGUGGUUUAGGACAUGACAGAGACGUACUGUUUUUGUUUUGUUUUUUUUGUGUGGGGGGGGGCGGGGUUUCUCCCUCUUUCCCCCUCUUUCCCCCUCUUUCCCCAUGCACAUAAACAGGGUGCACUGAGUGGAACACGAGUCUGACCUUUUUAUCCUAUGAAAGGCAGUAACUGUCAUCUGACCCCCUCCUCGUUCCCCCUUAUUGCCGGAAAGACCUCCCCUGUAUUGCUCUGCAGUACAUUGCAGCCACCUCUGGCUCCAGAGGGAACAGAUAAAUCUUGGUAAUUAGCAUUGUGUUGUUUGCUGGCUGACGGAGCUUGAUCUCCUCUGCAACCCUAGAACAGCACGCAAGGAUGUAAUGCCUUCAUAAAUAUUUUAAUGGCAGACUGCUGGUAAUAUAAAUCAGGGGGCCGGGAGUGCCAGGAGCACUCCACAGACACUCUGGCACCACCUCGCAGGGACAGAAGCAAUCUGAAAGUGUCGGAUCAGAGACGCCCGUGUGCUGUGGUCUCUGCAGCACUAUGAGGCAUUGCGCUGGGAUUGCAGGUGGUGCCACCAUGUUAGGAAGAUACGCCUGGAUCUAGGGGGGGGAAAAAGAGGGCAUUGGGGGUCUCUUAAAUUACAGGCCCCAAAUUAGGUCAUUGUUAACGGUCAGCACGCCAGAGUGUUGUGUAGUGAAUAGCUUAUAAAUGUGGCUAUUAAAAUACCGAUUAGUAUAUUGUAUUUUGGACUUAUGUCUUAAUUGUUUUUGUUUUUUACUUCUUCAUGAAAUGGAUAAGGAAAAUGCAUUCUACAGGGACAUAGUCACGGUGCUGUUUUGUUAUUAAGGGGUUAAAUACAUCUGUUUGACAUGGAUUUGUUUCAAUAAACCUAACUGAAUUUUUUUUACUUUUUCCCUGAUGAAUGUACCACCUGUGGAUACUACUAAACCUAAAGCCAUAGCCAACCUCGCAUUGCUGUCCAACCCUGCUAAUGGUUGGCUGCACAGUAAAAUAACACUAAAUAUACAUUUAUUGGGUAGGGGGGAUCAGGAUUCUAAACUCAGCCCAAUAAAGAUCAAAACGUUAUGUUUGUGCACACAUACAAAAUAUAGGAAAUAUGAGCUUCAUACGAAGGGUUAAUGUGAUGAUAGUGUUUUAAAUCAAUUAAAUGCAAACCCUAUUGCCAUUUACUAGGUUAUCAUUUGAAUGAAAGAUUCCCAUUAAUAAAUUAACUCAUUGAGUACUAGACUGGUGAGACUCCUGUCUUUUUACCAGGAAAACCAUGUGAUGAUGAUGCUUCCGAUAUCUAAAAGAAAUCAUGUCCUCAGAUUGUCUAAAUUCCUGAAAUUUCCCAUAAACCAUAUGAUUUAAUUUUCAUGAUCUUUUAAUGAGGUGAUGCUGAAGCAUGCAGAGGUACGUGUAACUAUCUAAAAGGGGGACACUGAGGACAAAUGGGUUCUACUUUAAGGUUUGCCCUUUGUGUAUGUUUGUUUUUUGUUUUUUAAAGUAGUUUAGGAGUUUUCUUUAACCAUACAAGGUUAAAAUGUAUGAUGCCAUCGUUGUGCUGGUUUUUUGCUCAUCAAAGAACUCUGAAGCCAUCUCACAAUGUAAAUUGUGUUCCAGAGAUGUUCUCCUUGAGAUGUUUAUUGUCUGUUUCUCUACGCACUGUCAGUGUUUAAUUGCUUGUGCAUUCGAUGUACCUCUUCCUCAACGUUCUGUCUUAUGUCACAUGAAAUGUCUACCCAGAGGUGAACAUCUUACCUGGUGGAAAUCCGGAACUUUGUCUUCUGGUGACGUCAAAUACACCAGUGGGGGAUUACCGAAUAAUCACACAAAGGACUAAAAGCUCCCCAGGGAUUUAAUUAUCACAGAGUAAUUGCACACAGUUUUUAAAUGGUUUUCCUCCAGUGCAGUGUGCGUUUUUUUCGGGAGGAGGUAAAUGUGAGCAAAGGGAAACUCAGGCUCUUUCCAAGUCAAAUGGUUGUUGUAUUUUUACGUAUAACCCCUGAUAAUUGUGAAAGAAAAAUAAUUUGGUACAAGCAGUAGGUACGUUGAUGACCGUGAUCUUUGUGACGAGCAACAAAGCCUGGUUCAUUUCUUGGCUCUUUAGAACAUUACUGCUUCCGGACCUCCGUUUUCAAAAUGUAUUUAUUAUUAAUUUAAUUUUUUUAAUGGCCUGUCACUCAUUUUGCCUGAAAAAGUACUUUGUGCGUCAUUCACUACAGCACAGGCGCUAUUCAUGAUUGUAGAUGUUAUAUCAUGAAUUUGUAGGCGAGGGAAGUUUGUUGGGGUGGGCAGGGGGGAGAAGACGAUUUCCUUUUCAAAAGUCUGACAUGAAAAUAUUACAAUUCAUUUUCCACAAGACUUGGUCUUAAAGAUCCCCUUGGAUUGUUUACAGUAGCACCCUGGCAGCACACGUGUCUGCCGGAUCAGCCGAGAUCCGCUAACCGGCUCCCAAACUGUCACAACCCACCUCCAAAGGGAAGCUCAGGCUCACUCCACGUCAAAUUAGAAUUUAAGCAAGGUAUUCUGGCAGAGAGUAUCGGCACAAUCCUUCUAGGGAGACAAAGGCAAAUUAAUACCAACCACUGCAGAAUAUGAACUUCUAUUUCUGCAUUUAGAUUUGAACCCAAAUAAACCAAAAUAUCACUAUGUUGCUUUGCACAGUUACACAUCUGUUGACCGAGCAAAGUUCCUUAUGUUAUUUAAAGAGCUCAUCCAUUGGUAAGGAGCAAAAAAUGGAGUUAAGAUAAAGUCCAACUGCAGUUCCUCUCGUCAGGUCUGACCUGCGGUGGAUGUGCGUAGUGUAUACCACUUUACACGCAAAAUUAAAAACGUAUUCCUUUCACGACAGAGGGAGAAUGCAUUCCAUCUGCAGUAUGGGGGUUCACAGUGACAAGGGACCUCCAUGCACCAUAACCCGUCAAUGAACAUAUUUGUUCUUAGAGUGUUUGUGGUUUUUAGGUGUAACACCUAUGCUAUAGUGUUUAUUAGGAAUAAUAUACAAACUGAGGUCUCAUGACACCAAUGGGAACUGAAAAACUGCUUUUUAAAUUACAUAUUUUCUCCCUUCAUUCAGUUGCAGUGGGAGAAACAGAUAAAAGAUGACGGGACCCCCCUGGCCAAAUAUUAUGUCAGCUGGAAGAAGCUGCGUGAGAAGGAGAUUCAGCUGGAGAUCAGCGGCAAAGAGAGGGUAAGUGUGACCCCCCCCCCUUUCCCUCCCAAUAUAUAGACAAGUGCUUUACUGCACAGUAAAUGGGAAUUAACCCAUUCCUGGCAUUUCUCAUUCUACCAAGGUUCAGGAACUGGAGGGGCUAGCUCGACAAAUGAAGCCUGUUGGCAACUUCCAAAGUGUUCCGCGUGUUCUGAUCGCAUGUAAAGUGAUAUUAAAUCACACUAUCUUUGGGUAAAGAUUAUUUUGUAAACCGAAACGUUGCCAGUCCUGCAGCCGUGGGAUAAAGUGCCUGUUUAUUAAUGUUUCUCCUUGUUUCCCCCAUAUUCCCUAAACGUCAGUAAAAUGGGCUGGUGGGUGCAUAAUGUUACUGUGUGGAUGGGUGGGAUGUGAAGUUGACAUUGCUGGAGCUGGCCUUUGGGGGUUUGGUAAAGAGAUUCGGAUAUUUUAGCUUGUCAUAGGAGAUGGGUGAACUAGUGUAUGAAGUGUGCAUCUAAAGCCAUGUUCCAGGCCCCCCCUUAUCCAUUGUACCCAUACUGAUUUUCUGUAAACCUUCCUGUUUCGAUGUGUUGUGUUUUAUGUUUAUAUAUAUAUUUAUCCUCUGCUUUGUGGAUUGGCUUAGCAGUAGCUAAAAUUUAGGAUUGCAAAGCAAUCAUGCUUUAAAAAAAAAAUUAUUUUAAAAUUAUUUUUAUGUGGAUGGCGUUUCAAAUACCCUUUGUUUACUAGAUUUGCUGACACAAAGGGAUUCAUUUGCUUAGUAAUCACAGGAAAUUGUUAAUGUUUUGGGAUUUUUGUGAACUCAGAAUGAAUUGCUGUGGCAGUGUUUGCUGGUGAAAGGAAAAUCUCUGCUACGAAGGGCCCUGUCGCCCUAUGGAUCUCCGUUGUGGAGGAGUAGAGCGAUGGCGUGCAGGCCUGUCAGUCAGCUGUAGGAAUCUUUGCAAGCUUGUGAGUGAGCGCUGCUCCCAGAGGAACUCCGAGCUCGGCUGCAGCCCUGACACGAAUGUGUCAUGAGAUUCAAAUGAUUAUUUACAUAAUGCUAAUCCAUUGCAGGAGCUGCAGGCUCAAGAGAUUAAAGAAGCGUCAGGUUUGGCUGGGUUACUGUCUGAGUCCUAAUCCCCAGUAGGAGGCGCUGUGGCUCUCCCUACCUGCUUGGCUUCCUGAGAAAAAAGGAGAAUCUUUGUUUUUACUGAUAUUUUCCUGUCCUUGGUCUUUUGAAUGCUGGGGAUACUCACAAAGCCUUUGGUGUAAAGCUGCAGGGGGGCCGUUUUGUAAGUAGCGGAUGAGAAAUACGGAUGAAAGAGACAGGGCUGUAGAAGACUAGUUCGCUUUAUAGCGCACUGGCCUUAGUGAUAUUUAGACUAUCACCCCGAGAGCACUCAUGUAGAAAUAUCACAUCGGCACUGACUUCUGGAGACCUGACAAGGGGAUUGCAAGUUUGAGACCAAAUUAGCAAAUCCUCCAACUUUGGUAUCACACUAGCUUGACUGUUUGGGCAGAAAAUCUGCAGUUCACUUGAUGGCUCUCCAAAAUUUCCAUGUUGGUCAAUAAAAGCCCAAGGUUUUUAAAUUUUAUUUUUUAAGGUUAUCUCUAGAUGGCAUAGCACCUGUUAAUGUACAAAUCUUAAAAUUGUUCAGAUAUUGUACGGUAAAAUGUAACCGCAAGUCUCGUUUUUCUGGGAAAUGUUAAUUUUUUUGGAACUUAUUUUUUUGGACAUGUCCCAUAUAUUCAAUAUUUAGCAAGGACGCUGGUUAGGGUUGAGUCGUGUCAACAAAUCAAUCAUCUGCACAAGUUGCCGUUUCAUGAUGAGUAUCCUACAUAUAUAUUAGCUGGUACAAGUAAUAUUUCGGUGAUACAGUUUCUCGCAGUUUGGCUUGCUAAUUGUAUAGAGGAAUUCCUGUGUUUUCUCACAAUGCUGUAUCUACAGGUGCACUUUAAUGCAUAAACAUUGGUGUAAAAUUCGACGUAGAAGCAGGUAUGUCCAUAUAAUAUAAUAUAAUUUGAGUAAGCUUGGUGAUCCCGUGAAAGUUGAGGCAAUGUUACAUGUAUCAUAUGGGGCUAUUAUUAUUAUUAAUAUUAUUACUGGUAUUUAUGUAGCGCCAGCAUAUUCCGUAGCGUUUUACAAUAUUAUCAAAGGGGGAGAUUUAACAAUAAAUGAGACAGUUACAAAAACUUACAGGAACAAUAGGUUGAAGAGAACCCUGCUUAAACGUCUAUAGGCUAUGUUACCUCAUCCAUUGUAAAUAAUACAUAUAUUAUACAAAUAUCAUAAUUUAAUUAUGAAAGGAUAAUUUUUUGAAAGGAACAUUUGAGGCCACAUUGACCAUCUUCAUUUUUUUUAGUGCUUUGUGUAGAUGAUACAUUGUAAACCCUCAAUUCCCUCCCCUCUCACCCCCGAGAAAAUUGCUCAUUGCCAAUUGCAGAAGCGGUUAUGGAUGCUUAGAGCAUUCUCUUAAAGAUAUAUUUUUAUUUUUAUUUUAUUUUUUAUUCAUUUAAAAAAAAAAAAAAUAUAUAUAUAUAUAUAUAUAUAUACACAAAUACUGUAGAGGCAGAAAAGCUGAUAAAACCUUUUGAAAGUUAUCACUUUGAGCUCCAGUUAUAAGAGGGUUAAUAUGGAUCUGCUGAACUCUGAAAUGUGGGAUAAAGAGGAGACAAUAUAAUUCCCUUCCUUUUCCCUGAAUUACUAGGUGUUCGUGCAAGUGAGUCAGUAUGUUUGUGUGUGUGUCCAGGUAAAUGUGACGGCUGUCUGCUGUGUCUGCUCGUGUGUGUGUCUCCGUGUGUGUGUGUGUGAGAGAGCUUUUGGCUCUCGUCAGUGCUAAUAAUUACAGCGCUAAGCAUUUUUCCAGGAGCUUCUAACAGCCUCUAAUGAUGCCGCUGUGGAAGGGUGGCAGCAGUCGUUAGCUCCUUCAUUAGGAGCAUCAGAUUAACGAGCAGAGGCCUCGGCUACUUCAAUAACAGAAAAAAAUUGAGGAAAUAAAAAAUGCCAGAUUGGGAGUCUCUUGCUAGUUUCCUGUUAUCUCAUUAUCGCUUGCUUAUUAACAAGGGGCACAAAUUACCUGCUGCUGCAAAAAAAGCGGCUGAUGACUGACACCAGCAACUUUUAUAACGGACAGGUUACUCAAACCCCCCAUUCAAUGUAAAUGUUGACAUUAUAUGAUCCGAUUUGCAUCUGCACCAAGUCAUUGAUCCAGUUAGACCCUCACCCGUGUUCUAUCAGCCAUUUGUUGACACGGAAACAUAGAAUGGUCAGUCACACGCUGGCGGACCUUGUCCAACGUGUUGGGACCACUUAAUGAUUUCUUCUCAUUUCUUCUGGUUCAGAUUCAUGUCAGUGAUGUCGUCCACAAAUCUGACUGUGUGUUCCGUUCACACAAAACCAAAAUGCCACACUAAUGCCCACCAUAGCAUCAUUCAUGUUGGCCUCUAGUGCAUCAGGCUUGAAGGCCAAGAAUGACUCUACUAGCAGGUUAUCCAGGGGUGACUUUGUCAGAGUUUAAACAAGUAAGAAAGUGACAGACCUUGUUCUUGUGAUUGCGUCAGUUCUGUACUAUUAUAACCUCAGGAGUAUCGUGUGUCCGUGUUUGGGGGUAGCGGAAACUGUAAAGAUAGUCACUCGUACACUUGCUUUUUCUGUAAGCAGAUAUAUGUGGCCUUUGAAUUUGUCCGUUUUCCAAUUCAUCGUCAGAGUUAUUUACCAAAAUGAGAUUUCAAAGGGAACUUUCAAAUAUCCGUAUUGGAAGUGUCUAUGUCCGCAAUGCUAUCAGUUCGGCUACUUGGGCCUAAAAUGUGAAAUUCUCACUUUGAUGAAUGACCCUGCAUAUUUCUAUUUGUUCUUUGCCUCCUGUUCCCUAUUUCUGUGCAUUUUUAAUGGUGUCCCCUUGUUUCCUUCUCCCCCCGUUUAAGAUGGAAGACUUAAACCUCCCAGAGAUUAAGAGGAGGAAACUGGAGAAGAAGGAUGACGAUAAGCGAGAAUUUAAAGAACUGUUUGACUCUGACAGUGAGUCGGACAGCGGCGGUGGAGGCUUAUCACUGAAAGGUACGUAAUGUAUUUUAAGGGCAGCGUGUUCUCGCCACCUGACAGGAGUGACAUACAGGGUAGCAGCGCCUAUGAAAUGGAAACACACAGCUGUGUCGUCUUUAUUAACAACUUCAUUGCUGAAGGGCAGGUUCAUCGUUUCAGAUUCCAACUUAAUGCCAGAAUUCUAAAGAUAUAAACUGCAGUAAUACUUGUGAAGUCUGCCAACUUAGCGUUGUUGGCUACAGAAGGAUGGAAACGCAUCUCAUAGAACAGACCUGAGCACAAAGCUCAAGUAAGUUUAAAUUAAUACGGGGGUGGUGAUGGUAAGUCCCCAGCUUUGGAGAAACUACAACUCCCAUGAUGCUAUUCUUUAAUGUAUGCAGUGAAUGAUCAUUAUUGCGUUUUUAUAUCUGAACCAGAUAUUUUGAUGCUGAUUUGUGGAAAGGUUCACUUUAAGCCUAGAAUUAAGAAGCUUUGCUCGCGUUUUAUGUUUACCCAGUAAUAUUGAUGUGAAGAUGCCUGUUUCGUUUGGCAGGAGGUCUUCCUGUUCGCAGUUUCCAAUGCUCUGCGUGUAAUUGCUGCCGCAGACUGUCAUUGUUCUUUGGGGUUGAUGAGCCUUUAAUUAGCCCUGAAGGAAAGCGUUUUGGGCAGCGCGUUCUUUAGAGCUUGUUAUUGUAACUGUUCCAAGGCGUUUGGACCCUAAUUUGAAAAGCAAUUAGACCAAAAUGAAUACGGUUCUUAAAGGAUUCCUGUUUUAAAUUUUUUUUAAAAAAAUUCAGUAUUCGCUGAGUCUUCAUUAGUUGAUAUUGCCUUGUCGCUCUCUAAAUAUGUUUUAAAAGAUUGGAUAAGUCACAGACAGUGCACACUUUCUUGUGGAAUAUCCAGUGAUUUAGUAACAAUGACGGUUUGAGUACUUUCAGUGGUUCUGGAUUAUUUAUGUUGCAGCAUAAUACUGUAGUAACAUUCCCCAAGUCCUCUCAAAUUGAAAGUUUCGUUGUGUUUAACGGUUACUGAAUUCUGGUUUUACAGUGCUAGUCUGUCUUGAUACCCCGCCCUCUCCCCCCUCACAGCAUAUAUCAACCUAAACAGGGGGCCACCACCAGGAACUUGUAUGCACAGAAUAGAUACAACAAAAUUCGUUCAUCUCUCCCAAUAUUUACUUUAGGAACCUGUGCAUCAGCCCCAAAGUAACCUUUCAAGUCACAUUGUGGGUGACAGCAGCCCUUAAAAGUUAGGUGACGAGGACAUCAGGUAGAUGGAAGCAUCCUAUGGGCUGGUACCUUGAUGCAUUGCUGCUGUUACCAAUGUAACAUGCAGCCACUCACUCAUAUAUUACCAUUGUAACAUGCAGCCACACACUCAUAUAUUACCAAUGUAACAUGCAGCCACACACUCAUAUAUUACCAAUGUAACAUGCAGCCACACACUCAUAUAUUACCAAUGUAACAUGCAGCCACACACUCAUAUAUUACCAAUGUAACAUGCAGCCACACACUCAUAUAUUACCAAUGUAACAUGCAGCCACACACUCAUAUAUUACCAAUGUAACAUGCAGCCACACACUCAUAUAUUACCAAUGUAACAUGCAGCCACACACUCAUAUAUUACCAAUGUAACAUGCAGCCACACACUCAUAUAUUACCAAUGUAACAUGCAGCCACACACUCAUAUAUUACCAAUGUAACAUGCAGCCACACACUCAUAUAUUACCAAUGUAACAUGCAGCCACACACUCAUAUAUUACCAAUGUAACAUGCAGCCACACACUCGUAUAUUACCAAUGUUACAUGCAGCCCCUCACUCGUAUAUUACAAAUGUUACAUGCAGCCCCUCACUCGUAUAUUACAAAUGUUACAUGCAGCCCCUCACUCGUAUAUUACAAAUGUUACAUGCAGCCCCUCACUCGUAUAUUACAAAUGUUACAUGCAGCCCCUCACUCGUAUAUUACAAAUGUUACAUGCAGCCCCUCACUCAUAUAUUACCAAUAUAACAUGCAGCCACUCACUCAUAUAUUACCAAUAUAACAUGCAUUCACACAGUCGUAUAUUACCAAUAUAACAUGCAUUCACACAGUCGUAUAUUACCAAUAUAACAUCUAGCCACACAACAUACAUCCAAACUCUCAUAAAACACCACUAUAUAAUUUGGCUGCACACUCCUAUAAUACCAAAAUAACAUGUAGCCAAACACUUUUACAACACCCAUAUAACAUGCAGGCGUACACUCAUACAACACCUACAAAACAUGCAGGCGUACACUCAUACAACACCUACAAAACAUGCAGGCGUACACUCAUACAACACCCAUUAAACAUGCAGACGUGCACUCAUACAACACCCAUAUAACACCCACAUAACAUGCAGACGUACACUCAUACAACACCCAUAUAACACCCACAUAACAUGCAGACGUACAUUCAUACAACACCCAUAUAACAUGCAGACAUACAUUCAUACAACACCCAUAUAACAUGUAGACAUACAUUCAUACAACACCCAUAUAACAUGCAGACGUACACUCAUACAACACCCAUUAAACAUGUAGACGUGCACUCAUACAACACCCAUAUAACAUGCAGACGUACACUCAUACAACACCCAUUAAACAUGCAGACGUGCACUCAUACAACACCCACAUAACAUGCAGACGUACACUCAUAUAACACCCACAUAACAUGCAGACGUACACUCAUACAACACCCAUAUAACACCCACAUAACAUGCAGACAUACAUUCAUACAACACCCAUAUAACAUGCAGACGUACACUCGUACAACACCCAUUAAACAUGCAGACGUACACUCAUACAACACCCAUAUAACACCCACAUAACAUGCAGACGUACAUUCAUACAACACCCAUAUAACAUGCAGACGUACAUUCAUACAACACCCAUAUAACAUGCAGACGUGCACUCAUACAACACCCACAUAACAUGCAGACGUACACUCAUACAACACCCAUAUAACAUGCAGGCGUACACUCAUACAACACCCAUAUAAUAUGCAGAUGCUUGCUCAUACAAUACCUAUCAUAUAACAUGUGGACGCACACUCCUACAUCCAUCUAUCCAUCACAUAACACUCCUCUAUUAUCAAUAUAACAUGCAGGCACACACUUAUAAAACACUCACAUAAUAUGCAGAACUGUUCGGUCCAUAUAAUAUGCAGCCCUAACAUGAAAUACAUGUGCACAUUUUGCCUGCUAUUAUUAUUAUUAUCAUGGCUAGAAAAAGAAUGACAUGUUACUCUGAUAUUAUUUUGAUUAAACCAAAGUGGAAGGUUGGAAAUUCUUAAUCUUAACUAGAAUUACUUUAGGGAGGUAUGGGAAAGCAUAAAGCAAACGUUAAACGUUAAUUGCCUAUCUGUACGUUGUGUGGAGCGCUAUACUUAUGCUUGUCCCUAUGUAAACGUUUCAUGCCCCUGAUAUGUGCUGUACAGUCAAACAUUUCUUUCUCUGCUGCUCUGAUAUUGAAACUGUUGCUUAUCGCCUCAAUAAAACUCACAGCUUCUUUUUAUUCAUACCCCUCAUCCAUCCAUUCUCGCUUGUUUAUAAGCAGUGGGACGCUCCCACCUCCCUCGGGUAUCACACAUCCUGUGUUGCAUCGUUAGAGCAUUUAGACUUAGCAUGAUAGUUGAUUUUAUUCCCUCCCUUUUCACCCCUGCAAAAAGCAUUUACUUUCCUAAGCUGCCUGCAGAUUGUUCUCUGGGGAGGCAGAGGAGGUCUCCCAUCUGGUGGGACAGAUCUAAGGUUGAGACCUCCGUGAGUUCUACACAGCAAGCCCCCCCACGCACACCAACCUUUCCUCCCUGCCAGAAAUCUGUUUUUAAUUCUGCUGUACAGGCCGUACAGACCCCUGUGACCGCAGGUGGACCUUUUCCUUUUGUAGCUUACGGAACCUUCAGUGGGGAAGACUUGUAAUUUGAACCAGCUGACUGUAAGAGUCUGGAACGGGCUGACGAGGAGACAGCCUGCAUGUGUUCUUCUCUAAGCCUCAUUUUAUCCCUAAAUAUCUAGCGACCUAUUGCAGAACAACCACAGCAUUAAAAAAUGGCUUAGCCGUGUAAAAAUAUACUGGACGUGCCGCUUCUCUGAUCUUCUCCUGAAACCAUGAGCCAGCAGCAGAGUUGUAGGAGUUGUUCUUUAAACAGCCCAACAAAUCUCGCAGCAAGGCAAUCUUGAUAUAUAAUAAACUGGAUCUGACCAUACCUUCAGCUACAGUUUAUUUUAAACCAAGUAUUUUCGUUGUUAAACAUAGUGAUUGCAUGACUGUUAGAACUUUAAUAUGCCAGAGCGGUAUAUGAGAAAACCUGGACAACGUAUUGUUCGUCCCUCUGGCACAGAAAGGGUUACAGUUAAUUACAUGCUAUGAAUUAAAGCUGCUAUUUAUCUUUUAUACUGUGGCAGAAAGUGAGAUUGCUGGAGAGCAAUUAUCAAAAUUGCCAGAAUUGUCAAAGGCUGAGAGUUGUAGGUGUGGAGCGGAGCCAGCAGACAAAUUCAUGGCCGAACUUUGGCUCUAAAUUUAUUGAAGAUUGUGUCUCAUGAUACUCAGCCACAACAGCUGCAGUGCCAGGAAUCAGCGAUUACUUAUAUAGGCCGACAGUCAUUCCCUACAAUGGGAUCUUUCAGCAGUCUGCAUGUAAAAUUGGACGGAGGUGUGUUUGUAGCAACUUUCGAAUGGACUAAUAUGGCAUUUGGGGGAGAGGGAGAGGGGAUCAACGUUUGUUAUGUAAAGGCCAUUGGCAAUCAUAGGUGUUUGUUUCUGGAAGCAUUUAACAUCCCCUCCUGCAUUGCUUGUUGGCACUCAGAGAGUUAAGCCACAUUGGAGAUAGCAAGGAAACAUGCAAACUGAGCAAAAUGCACAAAUCUGACACACUGGCCGCACACCGAGCUCCGCUCCCCCUUCCCCAGCAAGCACAGAUGGGAAUAAAUAGGGCUGUGGAGCUGAGACAGAUCUAUACGUGAUGUGAUCAUAUAACAUCUCUUCCCCUGUUCUCCACGUUAGGGAUGGGAAGCUGGGCUGACAGAUCUGUGCUACAGCACAGAGUGCAGCCAGGGCUUAUUAAUGGCUCUUCCAACAGGGCCGGAUGUGCGCCUCAUCAGGUAAUUAGCAGAGAGGAGCGGGCAGCUGGAGUAUCGCUGAGAGCCUCUCUAAUGAGCACCGUGAGUGCUUGCCGGCGGCCCUCUAAUGGACGUUAGGGACCUCGCUCGUUACUCUGCUCACAAUCACCUCCAGAAGUGCAAAAUGGACUCUUUGGGUUUAUUUUCUCUGUUCUUUUCCUGAUUUAAACGAUGUUCUCUGUGCUCAGAUUCGUUUAAGCUGCUACUUUUCAAUGCGUCUCUUAUCUUUUCAGACGAUUAUAGACCCUCCUAGUACAUUCUCUGCCUUCCCCUUCUCUCUCUACCUUCCCUGAGCACCUUGCUGUCCCUUCAUUUCAUGUCUCCUGCCUGGUCCCCUGAGAUUUGUCAUGCUCUUUUGUCAAGUCACACUCCGGAUUGCUGUCAAGCAGACGUGACAAUAGCACACUGUAGAAUUCAUGUAACUGCCAGACUUCAGCGAAAAUAAGUCACUACAGCACGAGAGUUACCAAUGAAUACCCAGGGCUAGAGCAACAGUGUGUCUGCUAGUCUCCGAUAUCUUCGAGGAUUACACUGAGAGAGCCAUUAGGGAGAUGUGACACUCAUACAAUACAACAACAAAACCAUAAAAUUCUAUUUCUGUUUAUCAAACUCUGAUCAUGCCUAGAGUUGAGUAAUGUCUCAAUCCAUGUUAUCGAGCAGUUCCUUGUUACUGGAAAUGUUUAUAUAUUGCAUUGGAUGUGCUUUGAUGACGUUUUAUGAAUUAGGCUAGAAUCUAUAAAACAGAUGGAAAAAUGUGACACUUUUUUUCUUCUUGUCCUGCUUUCCGAAAUUUCUCAUUGACGUUGAUAUCAACGUUACUAAUUAUGUCCUCACUAUUGUACUAAAGUAAAAGCCACAAAAUUCUCAGAAUUGGGGAUCUUCAUAGGGGGAGCUUUAUUCUUUAUUAUCUGAUGCUAUCGAGGAUGUCUUGGGUGGCACAUGCCAUUCUGCAGUACCCACCUCCGUGAAGCGAGUUUCGUCUGUUCAUUAAUUCUGCCUUCCUGUAGGUUUGAUCCAUAAGAUGCACUGUAGACACUGACAAAUCACCUUGUAUGCCACAAAUGCAUUAAUAUAUGGAAGGUUAAUGGAUGCCUUUGCCACUGUUUAUCUUCUCAACUAAUAACGCCUCUUUAUCAUCAGGCAAGUCCAAGAGCAGAGGCGAUUCCUCGGAUGAUAGCUGCGAAAUGAGCAGUGAGGGAGAAGAAGGAGACUUUGAGGUGGAGGAUGAAGACGGCAGCGACUUCGAGGGUAAGCCAUGGUUUGUGGGUAGUGCCCAUUUACGCAAGUGUUCGCACUGUAACAGCAGUAUUAGUUUGGCACGAACAUCACCCGGCCAGGAAGGUGGCGAUCAGCGGCAUUUAACAGCCUGGUUUUCUUUCAGUAAAUGGAAAGUUUCUGUGUACAGCUCAACUCUGUAGCUUUGUCACCAAACUGUCAAAACAGAUUUUUUUUUUUGCUUUAAUUUUGCAUCUAAACCCACUGGAGAUCAGGGACUGUGUAGGAAACAUUAAGGGGUUAAUCUAGUACAGCUGGCCGGUAAUGAGCUGUGGAGGCAGUGUGGGACAGAAUGCUUUAUCGCAGGCCCUAUGUCAUUAAUCACCAGAUACAGGGGGCGCAAGAUCUGGCAGGCAUAACGCACUACUGCUUCCCCCAUGUGCACAUGUACAUAGGGCCUGCUUCCAUCCAUUCACUCUGACAUUUUCAGUCAGAGAACCCCCUCCCAUCAACAUCUGAAAUCAUGGGGCAGAUAGAAUACAGCCAUUUAGAAUGAAGAGUAUCUGAUACAGUGUAUUCUAUCCAUUUGAACCUUCUAUCCACACAUUCCAUUGGAAGACAUAGCUCUUAUCAUAUAUAAUGCAUUCUGUCAGUGGGCAGCAGAGCCCAUAUUUUACAUGAGACUGACAGAGGGCACGCUAUUUUUGUCUACUGUGAACUUAUACAUUACCUUUCCUUAAAGGGACACUAUAGUCACCAGAACAACUACAGUUUGGUGUAGUUGUUAUGGUGUGUAUAGUCAGUCCCUGUAGACUUUUCAGAGCAAAGGCAGUGUUUACAUUACUUCCUAGUAACACCUCCAGUGGCAGUCACUCAGACAGCCAGUAGAGGUGCUUCCUGGGACAGUGAUGUGCACAGUGUGCAGCACUGACGUUCAGCACUCUGCAUGACCCAUCCACUUCAUUAAAUAUAUAAUAAGGAAAAUAAAAUGACAUAGAUAAAGGCUGAUUCAUCAGUUCACGCCGUCCCUUAAAAAGUAGGGUGUAGUAAGUAAAAAAUACUCAUUUUCUUAUCUGUUUUUUAACCCCCAUGUUCCUGGUAUUAUUGCUAUCCAAAUAUUUUUAAUCUGAGCCUGCAUGCUGAUUCCCCCAUUAUUUAGGGGAAUUGAUAAAACCAUAAAAUGGACAGCUCCUCUGUAUAGCGCAUCUGGCUGCACCGAGUGGCUUGGGCAAGUGCCCUCUCUAUCUGGAUGCUGCAGCAAGCAGCGAUAAAUUAAUGAACGCAGAGAUUAAUUAGUGAUGAGCCACCCUCGGCCGGCUUGUUCCUUCCUGAUAAAGCAGAAUUUAUAUUUGCUCUUCCGCCCACAGGGGAUUCGCAGGAUGAAGAGGAGGAGGAGGAGGGAGGGAAAGCUGGAAUCCACAAGAAGCAGAAGGGGAUUCAGCACCUCUCGCAGGCCGACCUAAAGGAUCUGGCCAAAGGGGAUGAAGAUAUUGUGCAGGAUCUUGAAUUCUCAGACGAUGAGUAAACCUGUAGAGAUUGCAAGAAACAACCCUUUAUCUGCUGGAUGCCGCUAGCUCCUGUUACGGUACAGCUGUGUCAAUAACACCUGCUUUGCGUGGCCCCCAACAAUAGGACGUUCAAGAACUGAUGGAUAUGAUCCAAAUUGUUUCACAAAAUUCUUUUUCAUAAGUGAAAAGCAAACCAACCACAUGGACAAAUAAACGUUUUUAUUUAAGUGCUGUUUGCCUGUGAACGGGUUAAUCCUAUGUGCAACUAGAGUCAGGCUUCAAGUGAAUUUAGACCAUUUAAAUGCUGGGGGUUAAGGGUUACUAUAAAGUAAACUAAACAAGAUCCGUGUUUGGAAUGUUUAAAUCAAUAAUAAUUGUACCCGUGGGUAUGUUCUUUUUUUUUUAAAGUAAUGUUUAAGUUUGCCUUUAAUUUUUUUUUUCUUUUUAUAGAUCAGUACUUUGGUCUGUGAGAUAAAACAUACUGUUAAAAUUGUGCACAGAAUAUUCUGCUUACGUGUAUUCUAUUUUUAAAAAUACAUAGAUCUAUAUAAACGACUGGUCUGUAUCCUUGUUAUGGAGUGUCCCAAACUUGCUGACUCUAUCUAAUCUCUGAAUUUUAAAAAUUAGAGGGCACGGUUCAGGGUCUGUGUGUUGCGCUUAAGUGUGUGUGACUAAUAGCGGUUAUGGGGAGCUGUCCUCCUCCUCCAGCUGUAUGUGCGGCAAUGUGAGAUUGUCUCUAAAUUGCAUUGGAAGGAAAUGGUCUUGCCUUUUUAUUUUCUGUGUUAUAAACGUUGCACGGUUGGAUCAAGUGAUUUACUCACAAGUAAUCCAGAUAUCCCAAGCCCUGGUAGGAAGGGUCUUUGUCUUACGUUGGUUAGUAAAAGAAAUAAAAAAAAAAUACAAAUGUAAGGCUUCUUUUUAUCAGCGUCUUAAUAGAUCACAUGGUGGAGUUUUGUAAUCCUAGCCUUAUUUUUCAUUGCUAAUGCUGCUAAAUUGAAGCCCAGGGAGAUGCACUAUUGCUUUACCAUGAUUUUUAUCUGACCAAUCAAAUUCUUUCACUAAUGUGCUUUUUCCUAUUAUCCUCUAGCGGUGGAAUUACAAGUUUUCUUAUUCACCGGAACCCUCUAGAUGUGAUCAGUAUAAUCAUAAAGAUGAACUUCCUGUUAAAAUUACCUUGAGCCCAACUUGGCAGCUAAAUUCUGUGAGUUUCCUUUGCAGGUGAAACUAGGUUAAAACAUUUCUCCUAAAUAAUGCUCUCAUGCCAAGUUAUUGUUGGAAUUGUAUGGGGAACAUCCAGUGCUGCUUGGCGAAUAUUGAAUUAUCUGAAAAUUCUGACAGACGCUAGAGCAGAGGUAGCACUGAAAUGAUUAUUCUCUAUUUCAAUAAUUGAUUAGUAACAGGUUGAUUACCUGUCCAUUAGAUUCGAAGCCCAUCACAAUGUGCUCUUAUACACCAGAGUGAGUCUCUUCUGUAGGAGUGCUCACCAGUGUUAAUUUUAUUUAAUAAUGAUUUUAGUCAGCUAAAACUAAAACAAUUCAGAUGUCUAAAACUACAAUGUUUUUUAGUCAAAAGACUAUGACUACAACUAAACUGAAAUUUGCUGCCAAAAUUAACACUGAACAGGGGUUGGGGAAGGGGCAAAAGAGACAGACCAGGGCUUGGGAGAGAGACAUCUAGACCAGGGCUAGGGGGACACAAACAGACACAGAGGGACUGGGGAAGGGGCAAAAGAGACAGACCAGAGAGACAGAGAGAGGCUUGAACCAAACCCGUUAGUUUUUAGUUGUGCUGACUAAAAUCUUCAGUAUAUUUAGUCGACUAAAACUAAAACAAUUCAGAUGACUAAAAUACGACUAAAAUUAAAAUAGCUUUUUAGUCAAAAGACUAUGACUAAAGCUAAAAUGAAAUAUGCCACCAAAAUGAACACUGGUGCUCACAUGGCAUUGGUGUAAUGCACAAACAGUAUACAGCUUGUGUGAAGCAGAAUGAACUCUGUCAAAGAGUCCGUACAGCAAUUUGUGGAGUAACUGAAUGUUCCCUGCUUUAGGGUGUGGAAUUAAUAGUAUUGGCUUUGUGAAUAACAUCAUCCACAUUCACUUUACACUGUACCAGGUGCAAACUAGCAGGCCCAUUGCCAAGCACCUUUUACCCUCUCGACUACUUAAAGGGAAACUAUAGGCACUAGAACCACUACAGAUUAAUGCAGUGGUUCUGGUCUUAGUGUUUACAUUGGUGCCUAGUAACACAUCUAGAGGCAGUCACUCAGACAGCCACUAGAGGUGCUUCCUAGUCAAGUGCUGCGCAGGGUCUCCACUCUGAACGUUCCCCAUAGAGAUGCAUUGAUUUAAUGCAUCUGUGUGAGGUGAUGCUAAUAAGAGCACGUGUGCAAUAGCUUUACUAUGGGAAAACUUUGGAUUGGCUGAGAUCAUCAAGAUUGAUGAUCUCAGCCAAGGACGCGGGGCCAGCCAUGGCGAGACCGUCAGAGUGGGGGGGCGGUGUCAGACACCUAAACAGACACAUCAGGACUGUAGUGUUAGGGAUGCAUGUUUGUAUUCCUGGCAUAGUAUUGUUUCUAAAACUGGAGUCCCAAUUCAAAGACUAAUGUAAUUUUCUUAUAUAUAUUGACAUACAGUUCCUUUUUUGUUUUUUAUUGGUUUCAGAUGAAUUGGCAAUCCGUUGUCUAGCC
Molecule: messenger RNA, 65326 nt
Organism: Pelobates cultripes (western spadefoot toad)
Lineage: Eukaryota; Metazoa; Chordata; Amphibia; Anura; Pelobatidae
Source: the annotation of a GenBank genome assembly